Messenger RNA from Xyrichtys novacula (pearly razorfish), 54306 nucleotides. The record is from the annotation of a GenBank genome assembly. NCBI's taxonomy places the organism in Eukaryota, Metazoa, Chordata, Actinopteri, Labriformes, Labridae.
GUGGCUCAACACGGAGACCCUGAGGUGGUCACGUGAUACAGGAAACGGUCUCUGCAGCCCAGUCGAUGUAAGCUGUAAGUUUCUCUUUUAUUCAAGACAUUUUACCUUUAAAAUUGAAAAGUGACUUUGACUGUGAUAGUUUAUAGUCAAUGCGGUUUUAAUACUUUAAUAAAAACGAAUAACAGCCUCUUAUUAGUCCUCUGGCUUUGGUAGAAACGUUCAGAUCUUAACGGAGGCUAGGCUAAGCUAACGUUAGCUUCUCGUUCAUUUUAUAAACAAAUCGGUUUUUAUGUUUUAUAAAAAUAAUAAACGGGUGUGUUACUGUGAACCGAGUGUCUCUGACACUGUGGCAGUGAUAAUAGAAUCACCUGACAGAUGUUAAACCGAGCUAACGGUGAUACUUUGAUAUAAACUGAGCUGUGUUGACAUGUCUGUCAUUUUAAAGGCUCUGCAGCGUUUCCUGUGUAGAAAAUGCUGUUUUGAGGUCAAUUCUCAGUGUGUGAGUCUCAGCGAAUAGAUCUUAUUAGGUUGUGCAAUCUUUUGAUGACUGCUUCGUAGACUGUGCUGUAUAUCUUUGUAAAGCUGUUGCUUUUUGCUGUAACUGUAGUGCAUUGCAGUGUUGGCAAAGGAAAAGGGAUCAUGCAUUCUCACUUUCUGUAACCUGCAUCUUUAAACGAGUCUGGGAUGCAAACUUCAACUCAUGUCUGUGUCAGAAAACAUUUCCAAGUGAAAUCUGUUCAUUCUUGAAUUAUCUGAGCCACAAUUAUGAGGAGUGGUUGUAUUUAUGGCCACUCCUUUGCGCAUAUAUCAGACAGCUACAGUUUAUCCCUCUUCUCUAAAUCAUCUUGAACACAAGACAACUGAGUUAAAACUCACUGUCAGACAGCUGUAAUAGAGAUGCAAAUCUCUGCUGCACUCUCACUUACUGACAUCAAACUUUUCUAGAAAAGAGUAAAAGAUCACCAGACUUCUGAGACACAAUUCACCUAGACUGAAACAAACAGUGACACCUGCUCUGACACUGAUUAGUGAUGCCCUCUGAUUGGAAUAGAGUCAAGUGGUAUCUAAAAUGUAUUAGACUCCCCCCACAUUUUAUUGGUAUAAUAAGGCAAGUGAAAUCCACAACAUAGGGGCUUCACAUGAUCUGCCUAUAACAAGAUGAUAUCGGUUUCAAAUUUCAAUUUCAAUGAGCUUUAAAGGCAUGAUUGUUACAACAAUAUUGCCAAAGCGUUUUAACCCAAAAAUAAUAACAAUAAUGGUAAUACUAACGAUAAUGAGAAUAAUAAGAACACAACAAUAAUAAAAUCAACAACAAUAAUAAUAAUAACAACAGUAUUAAAUUUGUCCCUGUGUGCUGAUUUUUGGCUCACAGGGAUUUUAAUCUGUACAAUUUUACCCUCCUGUAGAGUCCCUAAUAUGUUGAUAUGAGAUGAGUUAUUGUCAGCUAUUUCCAAGCAGAGACUCUUUAUUGAAGCUGUCAUUUAAAAUAUGUAAACUUUAAUGUCAACUGUGAUGAGAUAUGUAGGUGUAAAAGAUUUGUAUGUUAUUUUUAUUUUUAUUUUUUUGCCCUUUUACUUCAGAAGUUCCAAACUUGUUAAUGAUACAUCCUGCAUUAAUGGCACUCAAGCUGUUUUGGCUGUUGCACACAUGCUCAUGUAAAUAAGAACUCACAAGCAAGAAAAUACUAGAUUUAACCCAGCUCUUAGACAUUAUGGCAUAUGCAUUUACAUUUAAGAUCCUUUGUGAAACCAGGUUUGGAUUAUUAUUCAGAAAGCCAGAGCAAGUAAUGGACAUGUGAGAGUAAGGGAGUGUGCUGUUUUGCAAAGAAAAGGAGGGAAAAGAAACAAAAAGAGUACACGGACAACUGUCUUGAUACAACAUAGUUUACCAGACAAGUGCAUGAACAGUGUUGCAGACUGGAGUCUCUGUUAUUAGAGUGAUGCUGCCCCAGAGAAAUAACUCUAGUGUGAGUGCACACCAUGUGUGCUCAUACAAACUUGUAAUGUGUGGGAAUAAUGUGCCAAUCUUUGGAGUGUAAGUGGAACCCGACUCACUCACAGCCCUCCCUGUUUCCUGUUCCUUUCUGCCUUCUGACUGGCAGCUGUCACAUGAUGAAGAUAACAUCCAUAAACUUAGUCUCAUGACAUCUUCUGAAUCUCCAGUAAAGAGGAACAUUAGACUAUCAGAGAAUUAAACUGGGAUGGAGAGGCUGUGGUAGGACACAGAUAACUCUGCUACAUGCCUUUUUCCUGCUGUGGUGGCUCUAUUGACAUUUGGUACAGUGAAUGUUCUUGGUGUGUAUGUACAAAAAACCAAAUAUGUUUUCAAACCAGUAAUGACCGUCUUGCAGGAUCUGUGUUUUGACUGAAUUUGACACGGGUUCUGGUUCUGCAGUAGGUACAGUGUUCACCCCUUCUGCACAUACAUGGAGUUAUAAUGGAAGUGAUUUAGUCAGAUUGUUAAGUUUGGUUUCGAAGUGCCUCUUUAUGGAAGUCAAAUUUUACUGCAGGGAAAAAGUAUUUUGAGUUGUAAUCGCUCAUAUUUGUAUUUUCUUUUUUCUUGUCGGUUUUUAGGUUGAAUUCUUAUUUGGUUUGAAGUUGGUUUUGUCGUGGUUGUGGAGCCUUCUCUCAGCUCAGCCUCAUUAAGUGUCGUGUUUUCAAACAGAACAGAGUCUAAGCCCCCGUAAUCCCUCCUCUUGUGUACUUUUGUCAAAUAUUGGUAUAACAUACUUUCUCUUAAUAGGCUUUCUCAAGAGAAUGAGUACCAAACCCUGUGUGUUUGUUCAACUGAUUGAUGAUAUGUGGGAGGGAAUAAGAGUAAUUGAUUGACAGGUCGAUUGCCGGCAGGCGCCGUGUCGCAGGAAUGACUUGUCAUUGAGCUCCUCCAUCAUUUGUGUCGACAUUCGUGGCAGAAAGUCCUCAACCUUUCAGUGAGAGCCCGCAGAGCUCUGUGGAUCUCCUUCUCUUCCACACAGUCAGCACCGCCUGGCUGGGGGAUAGUGGGGGAAAGGCUACACUGAUCCAUUUCCUGCCCCCCUCCUCGGGCUCUAAUUGAAAAAUUUGGGUGGCCUUGCUUGUUUGUUUUGGUGGAAUGUGGUGGGUUGUGUUUUUUUGAGGCUCUCCUCAGUGCCGCCGCUCAUUAGACCUCGGGGUGAGCAGAGCGUCGGGGGUCAGUCCGAACCUUGUUUGUUAAAGCGGCGCUUCUCUCUCACCCCUGUCCUCUCUCUGCAGUCAACCUCACCUGGUAGCCCCCUCUCUGCUGACAGGCUUGCUGGGCCACUGGUUUUCACAGUAUGGUUACUGUGACCCAGUCAGACCUGGACACACACAGGGACAGACAGACGGGGAGUUCUGGGCUGGGAAAGUUGUGCAGCUGUAGUUGGAGACACACUUAAUAGUAACAAAGUCUGGGUUUGAAAUGUUAAAUGUAUUCAGAUUCUGACUUAUAACAGUUAAUACAGAUAUUAUUGACCACAGAUAGUCUGUAUUUAGGGCUGCGCUGUUCAUCUAAAUAUUAUUAUCAAUUGAAAACUGAAAGCAAACACAUUUAAACUUUUGAAACAGUAAUAUCUGCUUUAUCAGUCUGUGUUAUUAAGAGUUUUUACAGUGUUGGUCAAACAGAAGAAGAGUUGGAAAAGAGUAAAAUGUCAAUAAUGAUAAUUUUAGGAAUCAUCUACAUCCUUUAUUUAAUUGAAAAUAGUUAAAGAACAACAAAUCAGACAUAGAAAUUUAAAGUUAGAAUAGAUUUACAUCUUAAAUUUGAUGCCAACAAGUUGGGAGAAGCACAAUAAAACCCUGAAAAAGUUGUACAAACAUCGCCUGACUAUCUUCAGCAGGUUAGUUACUUGAGUAUAAAAGGGUCACCAGAAAGUCUCUCAGGAAUAAAGAUAAGAAGAUGUUUGCUGCUAUCUGAGGUGCUGUAUGAGCCCUGCAUGAGCUUAAAGUUACUCUAAAAAAACUAAAACAGUGAACACAGUUAUGAGCUGCAUUUAUUCACAAAUAGAGGUUAAAACUGCACCAUGAAAAGAUGAAAUCAUACAUAGACAGGAUCUAGAAAUAAAGGUAACUGUUUGUAGAUGGGCUGGGGUAAAAACUGGUGAACCAAAACUUGACAUAUACUCUGGAAAACAUUGAUAGAUGCUGCAUCCUCCACUCUGAAGAAGUGAGGCCAGCAUCUAUGACAGUAUGGGGAUGCAUCGGUCCUCAUGGCAUAGGUGGCUGUAACAUCUAGGAGGACACCUUUAAUGCUGAACAGUAUCUACAGGUUUAGAGUUACUUAUGCUGCCGUCCAGAUGAGGAAUUUUUCAGAGAAGACUCUUUAUAUUUCAGCAAGACAACCAAACUUAACUCUGCAUUUAUUACGUGUUUCUGGUAUAACAUGAAACAAGCAUUAACAGUACGUUUUUGCUUUAGUUUCAAUUAAACAGGAACUUUAAAUGAUUCACAAACCAUUCAUUUUUGUUGGACUUAAGGCUGUAUUAUCCAUGACAGCCAUCGCUGCUAUUUUCUGACAUUUUAAGGACCAGAUUUACAUAAUUAUUGCAUAAAGUUUGUAUGUUUUAAUUUCUUUUAGUUGUGGUCUGGACUUGAACAAACAAAUACCGUUAAAUACACAGCUCUACUAUAAGCGUUUUAAAACAGAUAUGUGUGUAUUCAGAGACUUGUAAAGUUGUUUGAAAAGUCUGUUCGUGAUGUUUGCUCCUUCUUUAUAUUCUGUAUGAUUAGUUCUUUUGAGACUCUGAACUAUCAGCUGUCAACAUGGCAGUGAAAUAUCUUGUAGAGUUCAUCUUUGUUCACCUAACUUUAAUAUCGUUUACAUCCUAAAAGUUGUCUGGUUUGUUGUCUGAAAUGAUGAUUGUGUGUUGAUGUAGUGGAUGCUGCUGGGACUGUGAGGAUGGUUCUCACGCUGGUGGUGUGUGUUUUAUGUAAAGCAGUGGCUCCUGAAGGUUCAAAUCUCUCCGUUUGGCCGUGUCACUGGGCAAAGCCGCCUGUCUCCAGUCUCUUAAUCCUCUGAAAACAUCUUCCUGCGUUUUCAGGCCUAUACUUCAUAUUUCUGUUUAUUGUUUCAGGAUUUUUAUAUGGGAAAUUGGGGACUUGACUUCGUUAAAGCUAACUCUGAAAAGCACUUGAGACUGACAAACAAACAAACAGACAGCCCCUAAAGAUAACAAAGCCUGUGGGCAGACAUCAUCAUGAUGGUCGGAUAGUGAACCAGAGGCACACAUGAUCCGAUCACUCUGUCCUCUUUCUCUGUCACGAAACGCUCACACAGGAGAAGCUGAGUCAUUGUGGGAGAGCGCAGUGACGGGACAGCGGUCGCGCUGCUGCAUCUGUUUCCAAACAGAACCUGCUCUCUUCUUGUUCUUUAUGAUCUAUUUGUCUGAAAUUUGAUACCCUUGACUCACAUUAUGGUCAAUUUUCUGACUAUCAGCUCGUUUGGCCUCUCCACAUCUUAGAGGCGUGCGGUGGGCCGGGUGCGAGCGAACACUGUGGGAGAUUGUUCCGAGCUUCACUCGGCCUGUGUGAUCAGAGCACUCAUCUCAGGCUGGGCGAUGUUUGGCUCACUCUGUCCAUUCAGACGAGUCAAGGGGGGGGGUCUUUGAAGGAAUCUGAUGUUUGUGUAAUGUUGGGGAGCAGGGAGUGAAAUGGUGUUAGUGUGGGGGGUAGGAUGAGGGGAUAGCGGGUAAGCUGCUGUGAUGGGAGGCGGAGGGGGGGGUGAGGGUGAUGAUCUGUCUAAAUGGGUCCCUUUGUGCCCCCCCCAAAAACCCAUUACAGUCUCUUUUACACACACCUUAGCACUCACACACACUCCCGCCAAUCACUGCCAUAUGCGAGUCACCUUCAAGAUCUAAAGGUAUGAUGAACGCAGCUUUCAUGGGACGCUGUGUAUAGCCGUGUGUGUGUGCGUGGUAAGGUCAAUGUUCAGGUCAAUAUUUUCAUGACUGUUGUGAUGCAGAGACUCUGUAACACAUGGUGUGUGUGAUCUCUUAUCAGGGGACAUUUCUCUCAUCGAUGAGAAGACAGAGAGUGAAAAGAGAGUAAGGUGUACAGUUUAACAAUGCCCUCUUAAUUUUAGCCAAACAAUUAAAGGAUCAUUUUAAAUCUCUACUUUGUAAAUGCUAUAAUCUCUUAUCCAUUUAAUAAUUCUUUUUGAUUUAUAUUUAAGAGUUUAAAGCCUCAGGUGACAGUGAUAGCAGGAAGUGUUUGCCUCAGAUGGUCAAAAUAAUUCAAAUUCAUGAAAAUAUCGUAAUAACCCUUAAAGAAAUUACACUUUAACUGUAACAAUGACCAAGGAAGUACCUGAAGGACUUUGACAAACAUUUUACUCAGAAUGGAUUAGAUUCAUCAUCAAAUAUUUUUCAGUAUGAAGCAAAUUAAAUAAGAAUAAAUAACAUGGUGCCCAUUAAAAAAUACCAAAAUACAUCGUUUACAAUCAUUACACUGAGAAUCUGAUCAUUUUAAAAGGCGUUAAUCAAUAAUUAUGUUUGCAAAUAAUCCGUUUUCACUACAAGAUAAUUGUAGAUACCCAAAGAAAGCUUCUGCAAGUAGAAUUUAUGCUAAUAACGAAUUAUCAGAACAAUCAAAACACUUCAAUAAACUAUUUGAGUUAUCGGUUUUCUGAAAAGCAAAAGAAUUUGUGAUAAAUUACAUUUUUUUUAUUAUUACUUGUAUUUUUUCCUAGUUUGAUAUAUUUCAUAAAAGAGGCAAUUGCUUUUAUGCAUCAUGUUUUUGGGAUGUAAUAGGUAACAGUAGAUAACAGCUAAAAAGCUUUUCAUUCGUAUCAGGAGAUAUAUGAACAUUGCAGGUGGUUAUUAUCAACUGAUGUAACUAGUAGCAGAAAAUAAAACAUGUACGUGCAAAAACUGCUUAUCUAAGUAGAACACAUUACAUACAAGCUGUAUGGAAGUAAUUUAUUGACACAUUGCUUCAUGUCUGUAUUUUAAAAAAGGGUAAAUUAACAAUGGAAAAAUGAUUUUUAAUGCAGUUUUAUGUCUGUUUUUAAAAUUAAAUCGACUUUUAUUAUCUGAAUAAUAGGAAAACAUCCUUUGCAGUGAAUAAAAAAAGUGUACAUAAAGUAAUAUUUGAGUUUGAAAAUAUCAAAAAUCUAAUAUCAUACUUCUGCCCUUUUAUACAGUGUUAAAUUUGGCCUGUUGUAUUAAACCUCAGGAGUAUUUGCUGUUUAAUUUUUAGACACAAUAAAAUCUCAAUAUUUGUUUUGCCACAAUCAAGAUUAUGAAAAAUGAUGAAAUGACACACUGCCUUUAUUUUCAGAGCUGUAACCUGCAGGUGCAAAAAAAAAAAAGUGAAGUGUUAUAUAGAUGAUUAAAAAUGUGUUUCCUUUAGCCACAGAGGAGAGCGUAUAGAUAUUGAUUAAAAAUAAAAAUGUCUCGGUGUUGACAUGAAACGAGUCACUCAGAGGGUCUGAAGGCUGUCUGUCUUUUUAGUGCAGAAGAAAUCCGUUGAGCCCAGACCGUUGAGCCCAGCAUAUUUGGGGCACACCGCGGCAUGUGGAAAUGAAAUGGUUUCAUGUGGCAAAAAGAUUUGUUUAGAGUUUUAAUGAAAAGUCUUUCCUUUGUGUCCACGUACUCCAGCGCAGAGCCAAGGAAGGGGGUUGCCACUUAUUAGCCGGGCUGGAAGAAGAUCCAGAGCCUCAGACUUCCUCAUAGCUACCACACAGAUCAGAGCCAAACCUGCUGUUUGUUAGUCAGCCUCCAAGGAAAACAAACCUGCCUUUUUAGCCCUGCACCGCAGAGAGAGGCUGGGGACGGGGGGCCGGGGGGCCGACGGCAUCACGUUUGGAGAGGAAUCAAGCGAGAAAAGGGUCUAAAUCCUGUUGUGUGUUGUCAUUGAUUAAAUUUCUGCUCUACUGUAUGACAUGACUUGACACAUGUUGGAGGAAAGUGGGGUUAAAUGUUAUUGAGGGGUCCUCUGACGCCCCCUGCAGGUGAAGAGCUUGAAUACCUCGCUCAGAAGUUUCCAGUCGGAGCUUCAGCGACAUCUUCUUUUGUUUUCCUCUUCAUGCUACUUUAAGGAAAAAAUCAUUCACUUAGUCUGUAUAGGGUUAUAGUUUCUAUUACCUGGUUUACAGCGUAUUUGUGAUGGUGUGUGACAUGAGACUUGUGCAAGAGUACCCCCUUCGUUUCUGCGUGACUUGCCGCAUGUGUGUGUGUGUGUGUGUGUGUGUGUGUGUGUGUGUGUGUGUGUGUGUGUGUGUGUGUGUGUGUGCGCGCUGGUGUUACAGAGAGGGGUCUGGGCAGUGUUCCCGUGUCCAUGCACAGCCCCCAGAGUAAAGUAAACACAGCGGCUCUUUUCUCAUCCCAGCCGUCAGCAGGCUCUCCCCAGGCCCGCGCCAGAGACCACACACCCAGACCACACACACACACACACACACACACACACACAUACACACAUAUAUACACACACACACACUGCCCAGACCUCUCCGCAGAUCCUUCCACAUACUCGCAUACACACAGACCACACAACUCCAGCUCGGGCCCCUCGCACGCAACCUAGCUGAGCUGUCAUUCUGCCCAGCGUGUAUAUAUGUGUGCAUAAGUGUGUGUGUGUGUGGGCAGGCUAUCUGUGUGUUUGUGCACGUGUAUUUCCAAGACGAAGGGAGAGGAGGGGAGGAGGGGGGUAAGUUCGAAACACUCCUGGAAGAGGAAUCAGAAUUGCAGAAAAUAAAGAUCCCAGCUCUCUGCCCCCUUCGCCCUCCCACUCUAAACAUAUGGGAUUGAUGAAGGAUAUACCGAGCUCUUGUUUUAGGCCUGUUAACCUCUUAUCUUCUGCAUGUCAGAUUCAUAGCCCCUCCAUUUCCUCUGACAAGUAUAGGGCAGCAGUAACAACAUGAGGUAAAUCCUGCUGGAGGUUCUCGUUAACUCCACGAUGUCGGGGUGACGGAGGGGGGACCCUGCUGCAGGAAGAUGGUUUCAGGAUCCUGAAAUGUUCUGCUGAUUGGACCCCAUUAUACCUCUCAGUGCAAAAGUGUCAUGCAAUCAAAAUAGCGUUUAUAUUAUAUGCAUCAACAAACUAUAUAACAUUGCAGAACAGAUGCAUUACACCAGAUUGAACAGCUGUUCCUUAGGAGAGUGUUUAAUAAUAAUCAUCCUGAUGCAGUGAUGCAGAUUAAAACUCCACAUGACUAUUCAAAGAUGUGUGUUCAGGGGGUGUGGGAUAUAUAAUAUGUAAGGUUGUUUUAAUAAUUUGCAUGCCACACAAAUAUACAAACAGUGAUGUUACAUUUCAUUGCUGGAUUAAAAGACAGGUGUUCCUCCAACGAUGGGACUCUGCAGACAGAGCAGAAUUUCACUUCAUCCACCAUCUGCUAAAAAUUCACCAAACUGAAUAUAAAGAAAAAUUAAAGCUUCACUGGUUAACUGAAUUAAAUUAAACAACAAUAGAAUAAUAAUUUUAGUAUUUUUACUUCAUGUUUACUUCAACAUACCUGCUCUCAGCUGAUAAAUAAGACCUAAAAAUAACAUCAAUAUUACAUUAACUAUCAAAGAUUUAAAAAGACAUAUAUACAAUAUCAUGUUUUUGAUUUUUGCACAUUUUUAAGAGAUAUUAUAAUAUAUUAAAUUACUGUUAUUUAUAAAAUCACACACCCUGAAGUGUGAUGGUGCACUUGAGUUAGAGGGUUUACUUUUAUUUACAAAAGUUUGUUUUGCAUUUACCGCCGUCCUGUCACAUUUAUUGUUUAUUUAUUAUUGCCUUUAUUUCUAAAUACCUAGUUCUGUCAAAGCGCAGUCUUGUGGAUUAGUUUAGCCACUAAAUAUGACAAUAUUCAUAAUGGAGUGAUGACUUGCUUGUUUAUUUAUUUGAUCCCUAAAACAGAAUCCAAAACUGCAAACUGUAAAAGAAGAAAUAAUAGAAUUGUUCAACAUUUAAACUUGAAUCACUUUUAAAAACCUUGAAGUCACUGUUAAAAUGUUUUCUGAGUAUAAUUUGACCACAAAUUUAAGAUGAGAUUUGACAUUAUAGGGAAAAACUGCAGCACGAGAUAUAAUUGAGUUAACCGUCUGAUCACCAUUUUAAAGAAAAUAGGAGUAAAUUUAUCCAAAAUUGAGUAAAGUUAUUACAUUUAUCUCAGUAAUUAUUAAGUGGUGAUUUAAAAUUUGGCUCUUUAUAAAGUAGGAUAAGAACAGGGUGAAAACACAGAAUCAGGAAAAACUACAUAAAAACUCUGAAUUUAGAAAAAUGAAUGUAAGAGAUUUUUUUUUUACCCUGGUUGCACUUUAGAGGUGAAAGAGUGAACUAUUGUCAAAGCUUUAUAACAACAUGAAAAAGUCAAACACUGUUUGUUUCCUAAUUUUAUUAAUUUUUCUCUGGGUCUUUAAGGGUCUUUGUUACUCUGAGUGUGUUUAGGUGAAAUCCUGCGGACCACAUUCAUCAAACUUUAAGACUUCUCUCUGUGAAAUAUGGAUUUAAAUUUUGUACUUUUUUGCUGUUCCACUGACAACUCUGUCAUAUUAGUUAUUAAAAACAGCUUAAUUACUAAUUAAAUGAUUAGACACUUCAUGGAGUUGGACUCUUGCUGUUGCUGCAGGGUUUUCCUCCUCAGGAAAAGUCUCUUUAACAAGUCGACUAAUCAAUAAAGUGCUCUGUCAGGUUUGAUUUCCCCUGAUGCUGUCGCUCCCGUUGGCCCUUGGAAGCCCUCUCCACCCCACUUCUACACCUACAUCUAAUAUUUGGCCGUCUAAUAACUGUGCUAAGGGUGGCCACCGUGAACUGGUCUCAGGUCCGGUCCGUGUGAACUCCUGCAUUGUUUGUGGAGAGCGUGUUUUGGCUGCGGAGAAAAGGGCGGAAGCCCCGCUGAAGCUGCUUCAGAGUCUGGAUUGGUCAGCCUUUAGGAGACCUGGCAGUAAUUUAUUAGCAGACAUCUGUGCUGCUGAAAUACAUCCUUUCAUUUUUGCAUUUGGACUCAUUCCCCGUCUUCCUUUGCUCAGCCCCAACAUGAACUGAUUUGCAUGGGUGCUCCUUCGUUGGUACCAUAAUCUGUACUGCAUUGUGUGGGCUUAUGUGGAAUGAUUGGAGAGGCCAGGUUUAUUUAUCCUUCGCUGUGAGGUUUACAUUCUUCCUUCCCUCCCUGCUCUCUGUCUGCUCCUUCAUUCUUGGCUCCCCUCUCUAUUUUUCCUAUUAUCUCAGAGAUAACUGCUGCAAUGCAUACAUUGUUUGGAGACCUACAGGGUGGGAAAUUAACGCUAGCCGCCAGCCAAUUGCGGCCUGUAUUUUGGAGUCCAAGGUCAGUUUUUAAAAACCUGAAUAUCUGCCGCUUAAAAAAAAAAGAGGGAGAGAGAGAGACAAGCGGUCGCUGAACUUUAGAAAAUAAUUUACCAUAUUUGUUUUUGUAAAAAGGUUUUGGUUUCACCAGUUAUGGCUCCAUGUUGAGGAAAAGAUUAUUUCUUAAACCCUAAAAGCAGGUGGGAACUGUUAACUGUGGAUGACCCUAGUGUGGCGAGGGAUUUAGUGAAACCAUUAUAAAAUGCUCUUUAAGCAGAUAGUAGCUUAUUUGAUAUUGUCAGAAGAUAUUACAUGUUUUAAUAAUUUGAGAAAAUUGACUUAAAAUGAAAACCCUUUUUUUCUGCUCUCACACUGACUGGACUGUUGUCAAAUUCACAAAAUGGAAACUGCAAAAGCACACAAAGGUGUAUUGUCUUUGUUUUAUUGUAUUUUAUGAAACAAAAUAAUCACAUUAUAAUAAUAUCUAUCAAAGUGAUUAAAAUAGGAGACUCUUCACAUGUUCUGCAGCCUCUUUAAAUCUGCCGUUGUUCACACUUUGAUCAUUUUAGCACCUGAGGUUGAAUUUUUUGGAUGUUGUUCUGAUGUGUAAACUGGACUGUGGUUUUUUUUCAAGUCCAGUCUUACUCACCAUGCCCUCCUGUGUCUGCCCCCCCCCACCCCUCCACUCUGCCUCUUUUCCAGGUCCAGGUGCUGAUUGACCCAGAGUUCCUGUCUGCCUCAGGCCACCAUGUCUCGUUCCCGUCAGCCCCCACUGGUCACGGGCAUCUCGCCCAAAGAGGGCGCGGCAUGGACCAAAGUCACCAUCCGUGGAGAAAACCUGGGCACGGGCUCGACCGACCUCAUCGGUAAUACAUUUGGAGCCACAUGACUAACCUCACACGGACAGAUUUGUCUCGGAAAAUCUGUGUCUUUGCACUUUGUUUGAAAUUUCUAAAAAUUGAUUUCCAAGUGGACGAAAACAUCCUCUCGAUAAUUCUUUGUCUUUCUUGUGUCUCAUUAAAAAAGUAAACGUUUGAUUAAUAUGUCAAGAUAAAUCUGCAUUUAAAAGACAUAAAUUUACACCAGCUCACAGUUUUUAGGUAAAUCAAAUUAAUGUUUAUUUCUUUACCUGACGGCACACGGCUGAUAUUUUUGUUCUUUAUUUCUUCGUCUACUUGUUUCUAAAGGAGGGAAGUGAAACGGUUUAAAUAAAGCCCGCUCUGCUAUUCAAUCAUAUUUUAAUCAUAGUAACUGAUCAUAUUAACUGAUCAAUCAUCAAACCACAGCGACCCCCUUUUUUAAACAGACCAGUGUAAAGUUUAUUUUCGUUUAUAUCAUAUGUAAGUGUACAGGCAGACCUCUGAUUCUUCUCCUCUUCCUGAUUUCCUCCUUUUUUAAAAGAAUUUCAGACUUCACUUUCCAUCUUUUAAUUUCAUGAAUAGAAACUAAACUUGUAAACUAAAAGAAGUAAAAGAAAAAGAAGGUUUAAAAUAAUGUAAUUUUAAUUUCUUUGCUGUAAAUAUUCACAAAAUUAAGUGUUAAUGUUUCUGACGUAAAAUAAAAAUGAAAAAUAAACUCGAGUUCUCACACUGGGCCACUAUGAGGAAGUUUUAACUGGCUGCAAAAAACAUUGAAGUUAAAGAUGAUACUAAAAACAAGCAUUUAUAAACUUUUAUAUUUAAAUUUGUCUAAAUAUAUGUAUGUCUUUUGAUUUUGUCGUUUAUAUCCAAGUCUGUCACUUUAAGGAAAACUUUAAACAGCAGCUUCAUCAUCUGGUCUGACACCUUUAGAGCCGUUUCAGACAUCAAAUAUAAUAAUUAAAAUAACACGUUUUUACCUCUGCUUGCUUUUUUAGUUUCAUCCUAAACUUCAAUGUUUCCUCAUUGUGUCCCCAUGUGAGAACUUUAGUUUAUUUUUCAUUUUUAUUUUACAUCAGAAACAUAAACACUUAAUGUUGUGAAUUUUUGGACUGCACUCUUCAAAGAUUAGAACAAAAUAAAACAGUGAAAAUCCAAAGUCACGUUUCUCUUUUCUCUCCCAGCAAACUCUAUAACACGAUAUUUGAGCUGAAGUAAAUAUUUAGAUUAACGUUUGUCUCAUUUUAGUUCAUCAACAUGCUUUCAUAUGAAAAUGGAUAUUUGAUGAUUUACACAGACACAUCGAAUGACGGCCUCCACCUUGUUCUCAUUACACGUUAAAUCGUCACACUUUGCCUAUAUUCCCCCCUCGUGUUCGCCAGUUUCUCCUCUUCCUCACUGCUUUGGUUGGAGGAAGGAGUGGAUGCCUCACACACUCUCUGCUUGGCAUGCGGGGGAAGGUCUCUGUGCCACAGGUCUAUUUCUGAGCAUGAAUGUCCCCGGGGCCCUGUUAUUAGACAAUUAGAUAUGCACAAAUGUGUGUGAGUGCUGCUGUGUUCAAACAAAGUAGCCAGUAGAAAACAGAGGCAGGAAAUGGGACUCUAAUGGGCAUAUUAUUCACGGUUUUAUGGGCUAUUUGUUGAUCAGCUUUCACAGGCUUUGAGGAUGUUUGAUUGCACACACGUGAAGUCCUCUUGGCUGGAAACGUCAAAGUAAUCCCCUCGUCUGUCCUCGAGUUUUCAAGAGGGUCUUUAAAGGAGGACAACAGAUGUCGCGGCAAAGUGCACAUUGUGUCAGUAAUGGGCCACUUAGCACUGAAGUGACACGCGUUAGCUUAAAGCAGCUGAGUGAAAGGAAGGAAGGUCAAGGCCACCCACUCCCGUCAUGACCCCAACUUGACCUUUAACCCCUGGUGACGGUUUGACUUAACCUGCUGUUAGACGGCUCCUCUUGUUAUAGGUCGUCGGUGCGUGUGCGUCGGUGCUACACGUUGUUUAUUUGUGCUGUCACUGUGUGGCUGUAUCGCUCACCCUUUUCACCCUUUCCCCUCUCUCUCUUCCGUCUCAGGUCUGUCAAUCUGCGGCCACAACUGCCUGCUGACAGCCGAGUGGAUGUCAGCCAGUAAGAUAGUGUGCCGCGUGGGUCCUGCCAAAGAUGACAAGGGAGAAAUUAUCGUCACCACCAAGUCUGGAGGUCUCGGCACCUCCACCGUCUCCUUCAAACUGAUCAGGCCUGAGAGGAUUGGUAAGACGUCUGCAUUUCUUUUCUGGAAUUAGCGUCGCAAUAAUGAUUAUUUACAAAAGCAGUACGACUAUUGUUCAAUUUGUUCUUUUAUUUCCUGACAGUGCUCAGACUAAACACUCCAGCCACAGUCAGGAAAAAUACAUGUGAAAAGCCCCAAAAACUCACGGUGACGUCUUCAGAAUGUUUGGUUUUUAAAAACCAACAAGUCAAAAGCAAUAAUUAUUUAUUCGACAGUGAUAUAGAACAGACUCAACAGCAAUUCCUCAUAUUUAAGAGGCUGAACACGGAGUUUGUGCCGAUAAACAACAAACAAUCAAGAGUUUCUGCGCUCCAGUCGUUCAUUAAUCCUAAAAUGUUAAGACGGUCUGGAUGAAUCCUGUAUCAUGUGUCCUCUCUGUUUACUCCGAGUUUAUUCAUUAGAAUUUUAAAUAAGAAGUUUUCUAUUCAGGACGGGAAAAAGGAAGAGCAAAGAAGAAUCACAUUCAAACUGACAAAACAAAAGCGAGAUUGUGUUCACUCCUUCGACAAACAACAUCGACACAUUUAACUCGACACCGGGCGACUUCUCAGAGUUUCGCUUGGCAGGAGGAUUUUUGCAGCAUCUACAGGCUGUGUGAAAGAAAACGACUCAGCAGCCAUGACUUCACUCAAUGAUUUAUUUAAAGCUUCUAGUUUGUUAAAUUUGGCACGGCUACACCUCUGUCCUGAUUCCACAAGGUCGCCUUACUAUAAGGAAUCCCUGCUUUAGCACCUAUUUUACUCUGAGCAGAAAUAUUUAAAGAAGUUGUAAGGAAUGAGUGAAACGACAUACUCAUUUAAAAAAGCCAUAAACUUCUACAUAAUCCAACUUUUUUUCAACCUGCUGGAAAUAAAAAAGGUUCACAUCCAUGUAGGCCUCCCUCUCUGAGAACAAGAGGUGAUGUUUUGUAUAUUCACUCCAAGAAUAGGUAACAUAUGUUAGAAAGCAGAUUAAACAGAACUAGCUCUGGCGUAUUAAAAGAGAAACACAGAAGUGAUCAGGUACAUUAAAUGAUGCUGACUGAAUAUGAGCGUGUGCUCCGGUGUGUGCCAGUCCUCAUCUGGAGUGGAGUUCAGCUCACUAAUGCGUGUCAUGCCUCUCCUGUCCCGCCCUUUCCUGCAGGUAUCCUGGACCAGUCUGCCGUGUGGGUGGAUGAGAUGAACUAUUACGACAUGAGGACUGACCGCAACAAAGGCAUCUCCCCUCUGUCCCUGAGACCCAGCAAUCCGCUGGGCAUCGAGAUAGACAAGUACGGACCGAGAACAUGCGAAUACACACAAAUCGCUCAGCACGAUCACACCACCAUAAACACACGCACUCUUCUUAUUGAGUCAUGGUUUACAUCCCCAAACAGAAACAAACUCUCCCCAUAUGCAGGCGUUUGAAAUAUUAUGCCAACACAGCAAUGGCUGGGCAGCCUCUAACCGCCGCUCACAGGGAGUGGAAACACAAUAAUUGUGUAUAAAACAGAGAGGACGACGAUAGAAAGGGAUUUGGAAAGAACCAAAGCUGUAACCCACACACAUGUUUGUACGCUGCUUCGGAGCAGGCGGCGUGGUGCUGCCUCCCACGCGCCUGGCAGGGAGCGCAGAAGUUGUAAUAUAUAGUUUGUGUUGUCAGGUUCUGGCAUUUCUAGCUCAGUGUUUGUUUGCUUUAGAGGGGCCAGGGGCAAGUGACCGCUCGUGGCCAGAGACGAGACCCCCGUUUACAGGCUGUACUAUUCAUUCGUCCUCCAGGACUUCUCUAAACAUCCAGUCUGCAAAGUCUACACAAUCAUCUCUGACUGUUAAAGUCUCUUUUGUUUGUGUUGAUCUUCGAAAAGAGAGUUUUCUGAAUGAAAUGCUCCUUCAGGUGUUUGCCCCAGUGCUCGGCCUUAACAUGGACCUCAGAAAGAAGGUACUGAAGGUUUUUAAAUCUUAGAGUAAAGUGGGGUUUUAUAAGUGGGUAUUAAGAAGAUGGUACUGGGUACUUUGCAAAGUGAGUCUACUGAGCUGCCAGCUGACCCACCGUCAAGAGUGCAAGCAUGUGCUACAAACACAAUAUUUACCCCAAUAAAAGAGAGUGGGAGUCAUUCUUAUUAUACAUUUAACCAGAAGACUGUUAAAUCAUAUGCAAAUUAAUACAUUUGAUGCUUUAAACAGUUGAAUUAAUCAGAAAAUCAACAAUAAUCCCUUCUUUUAUACAUAACUGCAUUUCCCCACGUAUGUUUUUAAUGAACAAGAAUCCCCAACAGAAAUCCUCAGAUCACACAAUAUUGACAUUUGCAUCUCAUUUCACAAGCUGAUUUGCUUAAAGGGGCUUUUAUUGUUAACAUGUUGUGUUUUCUUAUAUCUAACAUCGAGGAAACUCGCUCUGCGCAUGUGCUUAAAACCCUUUCAGAGGUGUGAUAUUGAAAAGAUCAUGUAGUGAGUAAGAUAGUGGAUAUCUGAAUAAUCCCUGCAGAGUCGUCACAUCUAAGAUCCUGAAACAUGCCACUGACAACAGCAGAGUAAUGCUUGGAAAUCAAGGCUCACUCUAAUUUACUUUUAAGUCUCCAUUAUUGUUAUUAAAUGUGACAUUACUGAGCAGGAGUUGAACACAUGUCAGUAACAUACUCGGUUAUAAUUCUUCUUUAGUCUUUAUAAAAAGGUUUUAAAAACAUCUGGGUAAAAAAAAAUCUCUCAAAGUUGUAUAAACUGUUUUAAAAUCUGCAUGUAUGUUUAUUAUGUCAUUUUUAAAUACCUGAAAUCGACAUGUUUCAGUGUGUUGAUGUAUAAACUAACAUUUAACCUUUUUAACAACUACUUGAAGUGGAUGCCACAGGCUCAUGGUUUGUGUUUGCACACAUGAAACUCUCCAUUCAGAGGAUGUGGGUUUUAUUUAUAACAUUUCUCAGAUUGUAAUACUGUAACACUGUUUGUGUGUCGGUUCCCCUCUACUGUAUACAUGUGUGUGUGUGAAAAUGCGUAGUGGGUGGUGGCGGUGAAGGUAGGGGGGUUUGGUUUGCAUAGGCCACGGGUCAUUAGUAGAGAUCAAGCUUCCCUAAUGAGUGCUGGGUCCUCCAGGGGAACCCAGGCGUCACACACUGCACUUCCCACGCCAAGCUCUCUCAGCCUGGCUACUUUUGGCUGCACGCUGCCCCCUGCUGGAUGAGCUGGUACCAGUAACACAUGAGAAAUUAUUUUGCAGUGCAACGCUCCUCAUUCAGAAUCUAACAUUUAAAUACUUGUGUUGUGUUUAUAGUCCAAUUUAAAGUCGUGGUCUUUUACCUGUUAACUCAUAUUUGAAGUGUAAGUACAGUUGAUAUCUUAUUUGUUUGUCUUUCAUCUUCCAGAGGCAAGUUCCCACCCAAAGACUUGGAGCUGACAUUUCCGGGAAUGAGCGGAGACUUCACCAGUGAGAACUUCUCUGCCACCUGGUACCUCAUCGAAAACCACGCAGGAUCCAGGUAGGUCUUUGGCUUUAAUACUUUUUAUCGUCUUAUAAAAGGAGUCACAAGCAGUUAAAGCUUUAAAGCAGUGAAGAGGGACAAGGGACGCUUUUGUAUCUCAUAUUUUUGAUCGAGGGAAUAGAGACGAGGAAGGCAGGAGUUUCUUUCUGUUAGUGACCCCUCCUUUUCUCUUGAGGACCUUCAUUUCUUGAGUCGUACUUUCUGCUGACAGGUGAGAUCGGCUGCAGGUAAACCUUUUCAACAGAUCCCCUUUAGUACCUUCACUCAGCAGAACAUUAUGACCAAGACUGGUCCAGUAAAGAUGCGGCUGGUUAAUGAAUUACUCUCUUACUUCAAACUCCUCUCUUUCUGUUUGACGGUACAGCUCAGUAUUUGGGGAUUUUUUGCUGGUAGCAUGAAAUAAAACAUCCUCUUGGCCAGUUUUCACAAUUUCCUGACAUUUUAUACACAAAAUGAGUAAUCUAUAAUUAUCUUUAAUUGGAAAAGAUCACCGCGACAAGAAAUUAUCGCAGCCCGUGUGACGGCUGUGACUGGUUUCAAAAGUUAAUGUCUUGGAGAAAAAGAUGUCCACAGUAAGGAUUUAGUUAUUCGGCCACAUCCUCACUGGAUCGUCUGAUUUAGAGGAACACUUGAGUUCGCAGACGAGGCAGCCGGCUGACCCAGAAGCCCUGAGCCCAGCUGACUGUCAUUUCAGGGCAGAACAGAGUUAUUUUGGACUCUCCUGGUUUCCUCUCCCCCUCGUUUAGCCUCCCAGUAACCCAGACCCCAGGAUCCAGCAUGACCAGGGGCCUCUGUUUGGACCUCGCCGGGUGACUGUUUCUUCCUGCGGAGGAAACCUCACUCAGGACACUGACACACGUACUCACGCUGGCCCAGAAGUGGGUCGGGUUUCUGAGUCACAUGCUUGUUAGUGUGCAGAACCACCAAAAAACAUGUCUCAACAGAAAUGACAAAGAAGUUAAAUUUAGUUAUUUUGUUUUGAUUUCUUUAUUGUUUUCUAUUUUCACACUUAAUAUUGAGCAAAAAUAGGUUGUUUGGAAAAAUAAACGUAUUAAUGUAUCAGGGAAGGAACCUGCCCACAGCUCGGGGGAAUAAUAACGGUUUGUAUACAAGAAGAAAAACAUAAUCUUAACGGCAUCAAAGUACAUAAAAAUACUUAAUGGUGCUUUCAAAUAAAUAUAAAACACAAUAAAUGUUUUCCUCAAAAUCCAAUCAGCAGAUUUACUGGCAAUAAUUCUUCAUAUUUCAGCUGCUUGAGCCUCAUGAGGCCAUAAAAAUAUGUAAAAUAUUCGACGAGUGAAACAUCGUCGGCUUUAUUUAAUGGCAUCCCUCUUUUUUUCAGUUUUGAGCACCUGAAGUUCGCAGCCGGCAACCUGAAGAAACAGGCGACCAAGAAGAACGAGGGGAGUCUGGCUUAUGUGAAAGGAGGCCUCAGCACGUUCUUCGAGGCUCAGGACGCUCUGGCAGGUGAGGGGAUUAACACUAGCACCAAAUAAUCCGCAAUUAAUACAAAAACUUCCAAAUCAUCACUCUUCAUCUCUGCUUCGGAAAGAGCUCUUGAUUUUUUUGGAAAGUCCGCAGUAUUAGUCGUGUCUUGGGAAUUUUCUCUCCACAAAUGUGGUUUUUGCAGCGGUUGAUUAAAUAGCCUCAUUUGGUUGCUGUGUGAAAACCCUCGACUCACUGCUACGGUUACAGCAGCCAACCACAACACGGUUAAUUCACCUUCAUCAAAAUGAGAUCAGCUCUCACCUGUCACACACAGCCUCACGUUAAAGACACACACACAUAGACUUCGUACACCAGAAAGAUUUCAAGAUAGCAGAGACUGACUGCUGUCGCUCUGCCAGGUAUCUCACAUCAAUUGUUUGCUUCAUCAUUCAUACUUUUGUCUGUUUACUCUCUCCUCCCGCCAUAGCCGCUCAGUUACUUCCCCUUACUAUUUAUACGUACACUUUUCUGCCUCCAUCAUUAUUAUUAUUGCUUUCCCAAUGUUUGUGCCCCGGUUGGGAGAGAGGCAAUGUUUUCAUUGUUAGUGGCUGAAUCUAAAUAAACGGAGCAGCUCCACACAAUGCAGGCCCAAGUAUUAGGACUGAUAGUGCUGAUAACAGACCCAAUAUGACCAAUGGGAACAAUGCGCAGUCAUUCUCACGUUCAGACUGAGCGUGCCUACUGUGUGCCCACUACCCCAAUGGGAAAUGUACAGAUUAGAGGAAAUGGGGCAGCAGAGAUGGACUCAAGUGACCUGUGAACCGAGACGACGUCAUGCUGAUUUAGGACCCAGUGGAGAGGAUGGGAUUUAUUUUAUCCGUGCGAUUAUAUGACUGUUUGGAAAAACACGCAGCGAAAGUAAACUUUCUAAAUAAAAACAGGAAAACAGUCAUGGUGGAGUGACGCAGUUAUAAAUAUGUGAAUGAGCAGUGGAGCUGAAAGAUUAGUUGACGUUUUUGACAAAAAUCAAUAAAAAGUCGUCAAUGAGGUGUCACCAGACGUUUUUUUUUUCCAAUAGAGUGAGGAAUCUGACUUUAUUACGAUCUCUGCCUAAAGUCAUACAUGCGCAAUGGCAUCUCCGCCGAGUGGUAGCCGAUAUUUUUUUUUCAACGGAUGGAAGGGGAAGGUCCCGCCUCCUUCUUCCUGAUUGGCUAGAAAAGCUGGGCUCCGAUUGGUUAUUCCUUAUGGCUGUGAAACGUCAUCACACGCUCAAGCCGAGCGCGGGCUGUCGGCUCUGUACAUCGAACAGAACAUUACAGAACAUUAUCGCACUUCUGAAUCUCCUAACCCUAACCCUAACCCGACAGACGAUGACGUUUCACAGCCAUAAGGAAUAACCAAUCAGAGCCCAGCACUUCUAGCCAAUCAGAGGCAAAGGAGGGUCGGAUCUUCACCUACCAUCCUACAAAAAAAUAUCAUCCUGUACAGCAGCUAUGAGUACGCGCUUAAAAACCUUAAAAACCUUACAUAUCACGGCAGCACGUCAGAAAGUUGGAUGAUCAGUUAGACUUGCCUUGGUAAAAUAUUUGCUUCAUAUCAAGCAUACUGAGACAUCACAAACAAAACGUAUUGGCUUGAAUGUACAUUUUAGAGGCGUAUUUUGGCUUUAAAAGUCAUGCCUGACUGUCCGAUUGCAGCCCUUUAGAAUAUAUAUAUAUAUUUUUUUACACUGGAGAAGAUUUUUUUUCAUCCAUGAAGGGUGAUCGUUAUUGCUGCAAAUGAUCAACUCCAUCUGUAGCCACACGUCUUUGUUUUUAAAAAAGAAAUACUAAAUCCGGAACCUUAAAAGAGUGACAUACAAUUUGACCAGUACAAUUCACCAUUUAUACUUUUGCAUCAGUGAAAACUUUCCAAAAACAACACUUGACGAAAAUUAAAGAACAUUAUGAAAACUCAAAAAGAGCAACAUUUUUAUUCUAGGAUUCACAAACAGGCAGCAGAUUUGGCUUUUAUGGAAACCAUAUAGACAAAUGUGCAGUAAAUACUAGUCAUGAUGACCACAUUACAAAGCUCUAAAACCUACCUGCUCCAUGAUGUGCUGAAUCUAAACGUUGUUGGACAUGCUCAGUUGCAGCUGAAGCACUCUGUACGUGAGCUGUAAAUGUGUGAAAGUCCUCCCCUUUAUUCAUAUCUAACUCCCCCUUUGCCGAUUUCAUUCCCAGCAAACAAACAGUUUUACACUCCGGGCCUCUGAGGAUCAUUUUAAAGCUCUCUGACUCAUUACUGCACUAAAACAUCCUCUCCCUGCCAAGGUUUGGCUCUCAGUCAUAGAAAAAGAAGUGGUGGCUCAGAAUGGAUAGUUUUAGUGGAGAUAUUCUGUAUACUGUAGACGGUCAGCCAAACCGACAUACCAGCCUGCACGCUCUCAGCAGUCAGCCAGCUCGAGACAGCUCUGCAACAGCUCACUGCCAGGCCUCUUUAGCACAGCUGUCUAAGUGACUGUGAAUCCUUUCUUUGUCUCCCUGCAGCAUUUGGCAGAUCUCUGUUUUCCUGAGUCAUUCCAAAUGAAUCUUACCUUCGAUUUUCGCUGCGAAAACUGUAAAAAGGAACCAACAGGGAACUUGUGUGUUCUCCUUGUUCGGGAUUUGCGAGUGCUUCCAGCCCUCUCAAUCACCAUCAAGUCAUUUCUGUCUCCUCUGCUGUUUAUUUUCAGUUCUGCUCGCAUGUGAGAUUUUUAUUGAUGACUAUAAUAGAAGUCUGGAGUUAUUGUAUAACGCGAGCGAGCGAGCAAGGUGGAAACAAGGAAAAGAAGCCAAAUCUGGGAAGAAGAAAUGGAAAAAUAAAUGCUGGAAAAAUAUUUACAGCAAACAGCUGGAUUGUGACUUCAGUAUCCGCGGCGGUUUGCCCGGUUUCUCUUCUCGUAUCCCUCUAAUCAUCUCUUAAUUGCUCUUAUGAAUAACUGAUCAUUCACAGCAGAUACAGAUGACUUUUAAGACUUUGAGCUUUGUGUGUGUUUAACAACUACAAACCACGUAUGCUGCUGUUAAUGUUAUUCACAAAUAUCAGGGUUUUUUAAAGUAGGGGUGGGUGAUACGUCUGUUUUAUUACAGCGCAAAAUCAAAGACAGUUUUGCAGGUGACUGACCAGCACAACCAGACAAAGUAAACUAAAAUAUACUUGUUAAAGGAAUUAGAGUAUUUGGGCGAAAGCAGCUUUUUUUGCAGACUUCAUCUCUGCGCAGUUUGUCCACAACGUACCAAGUAUAACCGACAUGAAACAAAACUUCUGACAUGGUGGAGACUUUGAGUGUACUCAGCAUACAAAAUUCACAGCAGUUUGAGAAGUUGAAUAAGAAUAUCUCUGCUGUGAUGGCCACUCUUGCAGAAUAAAAGCUCUUUUAUUAUGCCAUAAUAAUUUAACUUUGUUUUUGAGGAAGCUCACAGGAUGUUACUUUACAUUUUAAUGUUAAUUGUCUUGUGCUUUAUGUAUCAAUUUCACUUCUGGUAGGAUUCAAGCCUUAACUCAACGGUCAACAUAACCAAAUAGUGCGGGUCUGGUGUAGUUUAAUCUUCUCUCUACAUUUCUCAUUUUGUUUUGCAUGAUAUAUGUGAGGUAUUAAGUUAGCAUUUUAAAUUACAUUUAAAAUGAUUUGAAAUCAAUUUCUCCUCAUAAAUGAGUAAAGAUUAGUCACAGCAUUUCUUUCUGCUUUCUCUCUGCACCUUUACCAUCUUUGCAGUGCACCAAGUGUGUGUAAUUUGACACCGACGGUCUGUUGCUCCUCUGAAACACUGACAACUCUGAGGAAAACCUUAAAACUGCACUUUUGCAGUGCUGGACAAUUAAUCAAAUUUUAAUCAUGAUUUCGAUUUUCAUUUCUUAACGAUCAUAAAAACAUUGUAAUCGAAGAAAAAGGAUUCAUGUGCUGCACGGUGCAGCGUGGACAUAAGUUCCUGUUGUUUUAAGUUCAAGUUAAAAGUUAAAUGUUGUUGGUUCAAUAAAUACUCAAGUCUUGAAUGAAUAAUCGUCUUUAUUAAUCAGGAUUUCAAUAUCAGUCAAAACAAUUGUGAUAUUUUCACCAUAAUCGUCCAGCCCUACACUGUUGUGAUAUUUAGUUUGUGCAGGUUAAUAAUGAAGUAGAUUCACUCAAUGUGGUGGAUGUGCUGUUUGUUUGUUCUGUGGUCAGUAUUGGUGCGCCGGGUCUGUGCGUGUGUGUUUGGACAUAGAGCUGAACUAGAUAGAAUCUGCAGAUACCACGACCUCUCUGCGUUUGCAGCUUCUAACGCUUCAUCUCUUCUUUCUAAUGAAAUAUCCCACAAAUCCAGACUGGAGAUGUCAAAAUAAGAGCUUUAAGCUAAACUGAAACCUCCAUGUUGACCUUUAACAAAUCAAACAUUACACAUUAAAUUCAAUGUUUUUGUUAGUUUUAUAAAGUUCAGUGUUGAUUUUCUGUGUGGUGGCCUCGCUGCUAACUUUUUUAUUAUCACAACAAUAAUUCAGGAUCCCUUUGGCACAGAUCUGGAUGUUGAGACCCUGAAAGAUGCAGAAGAAUUAAUGAGUAUAUCUCUAGUAGAAGGUCACUGUGAAGAUUUUUUUUUAGUAUAUUAAUAUAAAAUUAAAAUCAAAUGUCUCUCAGUUCUUUUUACUGUCAGAAACUUCUUUGUGAAGUGACCUAAAGCUCCAAAUCUUGAGAUAUAAAAGCUUAAAAACAGAAAACGGUUCAGAUUAUCGCUUGUGAAAUCUCCCCAGCAGGACAAAGAGUUUCAGGGAUAAUUGAUAAUUGAUUGUUGCAGCUCUGUUUGAGUCCUCAGACCUGAAAUUAAAGCGUGUUUUCUCUCAGCUGUGUUUGAGGUCCAGUCUCAUGGUUUAUAUCUGACUGUUUGUACGAGUUUUGAGCUCCGAUUGUGUUUGGAGCUGACCUGAUUUUUAUGCAAGUUUCAGGAAAUCUCAUUAAAUCAUUUUUGCCCAACCAUCUCGGGGACAUUUUGUUUGAUAUAAUAUUUAAGUUGUUUGCAGAAGGGAAUUUUUUGCAGUGAGAAAACAAGUGAUCCUGUAAACUUUCCAUGUGAACCACCGCAGACUGCUGAAAGAAAUGGAAGGUUUUGGAGGGGUUGUGACUGUUUGUUCGUGGAGCCUCGGUGACAAAUAGAGAGCCGUGUUUCUGAGCCCGAGCUGCUCCGGCUGAUUGACUGGACUGACAGACUGCUGGAGAGUCCAGGGUUGUUUCUACUAAAAUGUUGAAAUUUGAGGUUUUUCAUUGUUGUGUGAAAAGGAAGUCUCCCAGUAAUGCAGGAAACGGAACGGCUACCGUGUUCCAAAAAUGCCAGAUUCCCAGGGCCUAUUCCCCGAGCCCCCAGCCCCGGCAGGAGUCAAAACAUCGUCCAGCUUUAGAAUCCAGGGACACUUGUAUUUUUAUUCUUAUUCAUUUCUUUUUUUUCCCUCGACGGUUCCAGGAAGUGAAGCUGGAGCUGCAGCUCUUCCUCGGGGUCCUGGCUCGGUGUGUUAUCCGGACUCUGACCUGAUGUUUAGGUUAGCUGUGACGUCAGGAACACUUCAGUGUGUGACAGAUGUAGAGGACGCACAGCUGGCAGCGGGACAGGGAGGGGGGGAGUAUGGAGACGUGAAGCAGACCUGCAGCAUGUGUGUCUUCCUCUGUGUUCAGCCUAUCAAUCCUGGGCACUCCCGUUUACCCUCCUCUGCCGACGUGCUCUUGUCCUAACCAAAAUUUCUAACGCUGAGGUCCGCAUGAGGGUCAGUGAUGUCCAAACCGAUUAGGCCGUGGCAUGUUUGAACAGUGUGCUCUAGGAAUACCUCGGUCUCUGCCUUGAGGCUUCUGUCUGUCAGAGUGGACCCACAUAUUUAUUUACAGAGCUCUCCUCCUUCACUCUCCUCCCCGCUCCCUCCGCCGUCUCCAACCGCUGCUAACAGCCAGUACCAGCGCUUUUAGCUCGGAUAGGGAUGAAAGAAAACAUCACUCCAGUUCAAGCUGAACUGCUCAGAGGAUAUAUUUUUACUAGUAUAUCAAAAAUGUGAGUCUCUGAUUGUGGUUGAUCAUCUUAGCAAUUUUUAAAAUAUUGAACCAAAACUUUGGACUGAAGAUUUUCAAAGAUGCAAACUCUGCAACCGUUUCUUUCAACUUGUUCAAAAAGACACCUGAGAUUUGUCGCUGGGGAUUUUUUUCAAACUUUCCGGACCAGAAUUGGGGUCAAAAGCGUGUUUCAUAAUUCGUCAUUUUAAACAGAGGGAGAUGACUUUGCAGUACGACAACAGUGAAGGAGGUUUCCAAAGUGCAGGGGGAGCCUUAAAGGGACAGUAGCAGAAAUGGCGUGUUUUGUACAGAAGAUUAAACGAGCUCAAAGUUACAAAGCACCAGAAUCUGUCCACCUACAACACUUCUGUUUACACUUUCUUCACUCUGUUGUCAAAAUCUGAUUCCCAUUUGUCGCUCAUGAUCAAAUAUUGAAGACAGUGCAGAGACGCGGAGUUCCUGGGCCUCUAUCUUCUUCCUUUUUUCUCCUCUUCAUUCUUGAGAUGUCUCCUUCCUCGCUGCAUAUUUGAAUCACUUUACAACUAUGUAUGAGAAGGUCUCCUCAGCCUUCUCCAGCUCUCCUCUCGCUCUGUCAAUAAACCCACACUGCAGCUCUCAGCACCCAGCUGCCCACUACUGCACUUCAUUUAUUUAUCCACUGGGGCAGCCACACCGCUCGCUCUGCCUCUCUCUCUCUCUCUCUCACCUCUCCUCAGACUCCCUCUAAGCCAUCAGAGAGCUCCUCCUGCCUCCCCUGACCUCCAGCUCUGCUUCUCCCAAAUGUUAUUUUUCAGAGACUUGAAACAUUUGAGUUUCACGGUGCCUCCAGGUCAGAGGGCUCCAAAUGUCCCAAAACCACAGAGUGCCUCUGUUAAUGGCUUUGCUGAGGUGAAUUGAUCCAGUACAGUCACUCUGGAACAAGGUCAGGUCUUGUUGCGUGGGAACAGGCACAAGAGGAGGGGGGGGGGGGGGGGGGGGUUUAGCAGGAGCAGCAGCAUCUGUGGGUGUGGCUCUGUGAGGUUAUCUCCCAUCUACCACUGGGGUAGGGUCUGUUUAUUGUUUUACCUUCAGUUCCUCAAAUUGAAAUUGUUCUCAUCUCAGGGGAUUGAACGUUGGUUUCUCUACAGUGUGGCGGACUGUUUCCGUCUCCUUUCCUGCUAAUAUUUAUUAUUUUUCUGAUUUUAAUUCAUGUUUUUUUUCUGUCUCUUACAAUCCUAUUCAAAACUAUUAAAUAAAAACUUUUGUGUUGCAGCGAUCCACCAGAAGCUGGAGUCUGACGGGACAGAGAGAGUGGAGGGAUCGAUGACCCAACGACUGGAAAACAUCCUCAACAGUAAGAAUCGUUUAGUCAGACAAACUGGAGACGGUGUUUAUUUACAUUUCUCCUCAUGAUCAACCCCCCAAGAUCUCCACUCUUGGUUUAGUUAUGUACCAUAUACUGAUACCAUAUACAAUAAAAUACAAUUUUAUUUGUAGAGCACAUUUAUAAGCAACCAAGUCGACCAAAGUGCUUUACAUAGACACUAAAAAACAAACAAAAUCAACACUCAGCGAAAUACAAGAGCAGACCAGAUAAAAGCUAUUAGAAAGUAAUCAAUGAAUCGACAAUAUGUGAUUAGGUUGUGUUAACAGCCAUAGAAUAAAAGAGUGUUUGAGACGUGAUUUAGAAAUAGCUGGAGUGGGGGAGUUCUAUAGUCUGGGCCCAGCGACAGAAAACGCACGGUCCCCUCUGCCCUGGAGUCGUGUUUGAGGGAUUUCAAAGAGUGAUUUGUCUGUGGAUCUGAGGGACGGAGAGGGGACAUGUGGCUUUAAAAGUUCAGUCAAAUAAAAAGGGGCAAACCCAUUGAGCGCUUUAAAAACAAACAUUAAGAUCUUAAAAUCAACUCUUAAAUGUACCGGGAGCCAGUGUAGCGCUGCCAAGACUGGAGUUGUGUGGUCACGUUUGCAUGUGCCGGUCGUUCUGGACCAGCUGUAGGCGGGCAAGCGAGGACUGACUGAUGCCAAGGUACAGUCCAUUGCAAAAGUCCAGUCUUGUGGAGAUAAAAGCAUAAAAGAAUCUCUCAAAGUCUAAAAACGAUAUAUACUACUACAUACAACAAAUGAGGAACAAACCAUCGGUGUGGUACUCUGAAAACUUGUACAGGAUUAGUAACAUUUCAGGGGAAAAUCAUGAGGUCUGGGACAAUACGCUUUUCUCACAAUUCGGUCCUUCGUUUUUUUUUAUGCCAAUCCGAUUUAAAUUGCGAAUCUACGAUAUUGUCGACUUUCUCAAUAUUAAUUCUGCAUUUUUAACACCAGUUAAACAGUUGGAUGAUUAUGAUUGUCUACUGACUAUAACAGGAACCAUAUUUCCCCCAAAACUACACAUCACAAAAGUCAGUUUUUAAGAUUUAUCCUUAAAUUUGAAUAAAAAAAAUCGAUUUCUGAACAUAAAAAUUAAUCUAAAAAUCGGAAAACUAAAAAUCGUGAUACUUAUAUGAAUUGUUUUUUUACUCCCACCCCUAAAAAUCAGCCUGUUUUUGUUUGAUGAUAUUAAUCCAGGCUUAAUCAGCCUCUCUGAGAAUUGGGUCUGUAAUUUUUGAAGAGGUGCUCUGCCACUUUUUCUGCUGCUUUCCUCUCAAAAACGAAGCAUGUUGGAUUCAAAUUCAACUGAAGCAUUUUGCUGCACGAUGUGGAGACCUUAAAUCCUGCAGCACCUCUAAGUUUUAGAUCAGUAAAUUUGAGUGAAAACUAAAAAAGGAAAUGUCAAGUAUGUCGGAAACCCUGUGAUAUCAGAUAAAAAUCUGAUAAAGGGAGUGUAAGCUGACAAAGCAAAAGUCUAAAUGAGAGCAGACUUGAUCCUCUGCUGCUUCACCCCCAACACCAACACACAGACUCAUCACAUGCUGCACAGCGUGUCUAUUUCCAGACAUGUUUGGACAUCUUCCCCACAUUUGCGCAGCAGAAACCUCAGCAGAUCUUGUGUUCCCACCCUCUCAUCUCAUACAUGAUAAUGUGCCGCCUUUAAUGGAGGGUCAAUAAUCAGGUCCUUUUCCCGGACUCUUGAAUAAAUAAACCCCACAGCCGGACAUAGCUUUCAUCCCCACAGCCCACACUCGCGGGCUUGUUACCCAGCGGGGCCGGGCCACCGUUCACCCCCUGAGAUGCAUGCGUCAGACAUACAGCGCCCGUCAGCCAAUCCCAUAAAAGCACAUUAGCUUCAUGACAACAUAGGCUGGUGAGUGAAAAAUGUGAACUAUUCCUCCGUUCAGUCCCAUGCUGUUUUUUUUCUUCUUCGGGGAUUUGUUUUGGGGGGAGGGGUUUGUUUUAAAUAGAAACUUUUUUUUUCCAGUUUGACGGCACAUCCAAGGCCACCCACGAAGCCAGCUAGUCGUGCAAAGGUUGUACUCGGCUGUCAGACUCAGAGAUAGCUGUCACUUUGUAAGUCUGCUGUGUCAGAGAGCAUAGAAAGCAGGAAGAAAACCAGAGGCCGACAUUAAAAGGGAAAUGUGGUAUCAACAUUUAUUUUUACAGUAUCCCAGUUUCUCAUUUUCUCCUGCCUCUUCCAGUCUCUCACUCUCCUCCUCGCUCUGUGUUUCUCGUAGGAGCGAGUGAAACCGCAGAUACUCUCUUCCAGGAGGUUUUGGGGCGGAAAGACAAAGCCGACUCCACACGCAAUGCACUCAACGUCCUGCAGCGUUUCAAGUUUCUCUUCAACCUGCCACUCAACAUCGAACGUAAUAUCCAAAAGGUACAAAUGUUCAAUGAAGACCACAUUCAGCAACAAAAGCAGAGCAAACGAGGUUUCCCCUUCGCCUCCACACCAGCAAGCUUUUAACUUUCAGCUCUCUGGUAAAUGCAGGGGGGGUUGAGUCUGAUCUAGUGUAACCUCUCUAUGCAAAGUGUUAUUCAUGAAGCUCUUAAGAUAUUUGGGUUUUAAUAAUCAGACAUUAUUGUUUUAAACAAGAAAAAAGAGAAAAUUAACUUUUCAUUUUUCAUAGCUGAGUAGUAAUAAAAUCAAAAUCCCACUUAUUUUCAUGGCCCUCUGUGAAAAUGAAGUGUGUUUUAUGUUGAUUAUAGAGUCCAAAUUAAAAAAUGAUUCACAAUUAUAUCCAAAUUGUCAACAAUAAAUCCUUGAACAUCUUCAAACAGCACCAAAAAGUUAUGAUCUGACUUAUAUUUUGUCAAGAAAUACAUUUUUAACUGGAUCACAGACAUGAUACUCAUAUUGUAUUUUUGUUGAAAGCAAAGAAACUGUUUUAAAAUCAUAUUUAUCAUUAAUUUAUUUGUCUAAACACCUUAAAAAUCAUAUGAGCAAGCAAAGCAGAGAGCCAUUAUAAUGACAUUACUGUAAAGACUUAUAAAAACAACAUUUCUGUUUGAAAACGGUGAAGGAGAAAUUAGAUUUUAAGCUAAUUUUGUGCUUUUUUUGUCAUUAUAUAAAGAAAUCAUAGAGAUUAGAUCAGGUGACUGGACGGUUAGAGAAGGAAAAGACGUGUAUUAAAAGGCGAGGGUCUGAACUGAACCCUGGCUGGUCGUAUUGAGUACAUCAGGGUACAGUUUUACCACAGAACCGUAUCAGCACCCUAAACAAGAUCAUCUACCAGGUGACCCCCAACAGUGCACGUCAGAAAGUAGACACUUCAGGGUUUUUCAUGAGUGUUGUUUGUACUUAAAAGAAGGUCAACCUUCAGACAGUUUUGGCCCCUGAAGGCUUCCACCAUGUUGGAAGGAGCUCCCUCACAGGAGAGCUGAUCAAUUAAAAUAAAGCUCUGAUCAGGCGCUCUAACUCCCUCCAUGUUUUUUCCUCAGGGUGAUUAUGACGUCGUCAUCAAUGACUAUGAGAAAGCCAAAUCUCUCUUUGGCACCACAGAGGUUCCUGUUUUCAAAAAAGGUAAACACAUUUCCUUCUUUCCUGUCUUUUCUUUUCAUGACAAACAAAUAAAAUAAUCAAAAAUCUCCCUUUGUCGUAGUUUAUGCUGAGGUUGAAAUGGGGAUCGCCGCUCUGAGGACCCUCUUACUGGAAAAACUGCUACAGACUCCAUCAACGCUGCACGACCAGAAGAGAUACAUCAGGUGUCUAAACUCUUUCAUUGCCUCUCACUUCCUUUAACGUUGAGCUCCUUUAGCGUGUCACACUCUCUCUCCACGUAGCCGACAGUCUGUGUCACUGUAAAGCCAUGUCUGCUCGCUCUGUCGUACUCCUUUAUUACCCUCCUCGGGGUUUCUUUUAAGUCUGCCGUGUCAUCGUUUACCAGAACUUUGUCCACUUUCUUCUCUGCUCCUCACUUUUCUCUGAACAUUCAAAGGUCUCGUCAGCGUUUGUUCUCCUGCUCUCUCUUUGUUUCUGUCUCUAUUUUUCCCCCCUUUUUCCUUCGGUCCGUUCCAUACUUGUGGUCGCUCCAAAUUUAUUAUUGUUAAGACCAACCUGUCAGGAUCACAGAGACCAGUUCUCAACCACACGGCAACAUCUUUCAUCCUGCUGCAUUAGGCACGGCUCUGAACACCCACUCAGCUCCUGUUUACUCUUGCCGUGGAUGGAGGGAGCUGUGUGUGCUAAAGUGUGUGUGUUUGUGUGUGUGUUUUGUGUGCCUGUGCUGUAACUUUUGAAAGAUGCCACCUAAUGAGAAACAACUGAGCAGUCGGUUCACAGGAUGACAGCAGAGGGAGCCAGGCCACAGCUCAGAGAGUGAGUCAUCUGACGGCCCACAGGUCUCUGAACGAUGCCCACAAAAUAAACUCCUGGGAGAGGGAUGGUUGUGGGUACAGAGAUGAAGGAGAGGGUGAAGCUUUUGUGGGAUUCGGUCUGGAGGGAAAAAUCCAUUUUAUUUCAGAUUUGAAGUCAUACGUGUUCUGGACAUAUGUUAACGCAGAAAAACAAAAAGAUCAGGUUUUGUCUGGAGCUGCAACAGUCUUUGUCUUAAUGAAGGAAACAGCUUUUCUUAGGUUUGCUGUUUUUCUGUGAUUGUUCGGUGCAGAUGUGGAUCUCUAAAAACGUCAUUGAGGUCAUCGAUGUUUUCUACAUUAUGGUUUUAAUUUUCUAAAAAAAAAAUUCUUGGACAUAUUUGGUGUUUUUAUCAGGAGUAUGAACUUAAUUUUUUAAAAAUAGAGUAAAAUAAGGAACAUUCAUGAAGCUGUUUCCACUGAAUUUGCUGGCAGCUGUGAUUCAGUGGUAGACUCAGUUGUUGGGUAAGACACUUGACCCCAAAGUGCCUCUAGCUGUCUACACCCAGCAAUAUGUGAACAGGAUGUGUCCAAACUGAUGGAUGCUUUCUGCAGAAGCCUCCUCUAUUAGUGUGAAAAAAUCACUGUGUGAAACUCACUCCAAAGUCGGGCUGUAAAAGUGACUUAAAAAGCCUCGAAGCUGCUCCUCGUCUCAUGUGAGCACAUUAAAAUUACCGUAAAACUUCUAAUAGAAGCCUCCUAUCGAUUAAGUGCAGGGUGUCUUUUUGUUGGAGGUCUGUUUACAUUCAACAUGUCUAUCAGGCUGUCUGUGCUGCAGCCCGCCUGAUCGCCAUAGUAACACAGUGACAACAGUGGGACCUGAAAGAGAACGAGAGAAAACAUGAAGCUGAGCUCCAGCUUCUCUGAGAAAGACGAUGAAAAAGCCAAAAAGGGCGGUAGAGUAAAUGUUUAGCAGGAGAGCACGAUCACGUCAUUUAUCAACGUUACGGUCUCACUCAAGGUGAUCAGGAAAAAUGGCGAAGAAAUGAGUUCUCGAGUGAGUGAUGGGAGAAACUUUACUGGAGUAUCUUUACUGCUUUUGAAAUAAUAAAAAAACUCAUCUUUACGGAGCAGCCUCUCACAUUUAAACAAAGACUUCUUACUCACUGAAAGCCCUGUUUGUUUGUUUCCCUGAUUUUUAACAUUUCCUCUUCUGUAUCUGUUCCUGUUCAGGUACCUGUCUGACCUCCACGCUCCCGGCGACCCGGCGUGGCAGUGCAUCUACGCGCAGCACAAGUGGAUCCUGCAGCUGAUGCAGAACUGCAAAGACGAGUUCAUCAGCGGCCAAAGAGGUGAUUAAUUCACAUGUUGGAUCGUUUUACACACGCAGCGAAAAGCUCCAAUUAAACUGCUGAUGGAUGUCAUGUGACUGUGAGGUAGCUCAGAGAAGCCCGUGAACCUCUCUGACAUACCAGUUCGCCGCCUGCUCUGUCACCGCUCCACCCCGCUCGCUCUCCUUGAGGCCUGCGUGUUUAUUUUUUCACGAACGUAUGAAUAAGAUGAAAGUUAUGGAGCAUUGGCUUCGGAUUUGGGUUUCUUGGAUUUGGCGUGUUACUGCACACGCACACAUACCGCCACCUCUGUUUCUCACUCGCAGAUGGAUUGGAACAAUUAACCCCAAUUAAGCCGUUCCUCUGUUAAAUCAGCCGGCGAAGAAAUGUGAACGUGAAACCGUCCGCUCGGGAAGAACAGCAGCCCUCCAACCACACCCGCUCUCGCACAAAGACACCCAUACAAAUACAUUGUGAGUGGGUGGCUGCUUCACAUAGUGCAGCUGGAACAUAAACACGUCUAAUGCUAAGGCUAACAGUGGUUUCCGGGGCUCAGGCUUGAUGGAUCUGGGGGGUGAUUUGCUCACUGCCUCUCCGUGGCUAAAUAUCAUCUUGAUCAUCAUGUCAGGGAUGGCCCCUCUCAGUCCGCACAUUCCUCAGCAGAGCAACAUGUGGUGGGGAGUGAAGCUGAGACGACAAAUCACAUCAGGCAGGCUUAGUACGGCUAGUGCGAAAACUCUUAAUAUAACCACGCGAGUUACUGUUUCUUACACAUUUACUACACCUCAUACAGAAAACACAAACCUGCCUAUUUCUCACUUUCCUCCAGAGUGAGCGGUACGAUGUUUCCAAAGAAAACUCCUGGGUGUUACCUGUUUUCCAACAUCUAUAUUUAAGCUGAGUUUAAGUUUAGGCAGCUGGAUGACAGCUCUGAGAGGCACGUGAGGAAAAAACCUGUGAUCUUUCCUCCAAUGUUGAUCUGAAGUAUAUUUUUCCCCUCCUGUGUUUACAACGUAAGAACAGCUGAAAAGAAAAAGUUUUAACUUUUUUUUUCCAACAUAGAAAUCGUUUAAUUCAAAGUAUUCGAUCAGAAAAAAUGUCAAAUGACUGCUCUGCGGUUGUUUUAUUAAGAUAAAAGUUUGUUUGUUUUUAAUGCGACCAGCUUUUCCGACUGUGGCUCCUGAAGAGAAAACAUUCCAGGCCUGUGUUGUUUUGGAGAGCUUAGUUUAGGUGCUGGUAUACAAACAAAGUUACCAGUCAAAAACUCCUCAAAGUACCCCGAAGUAAAACGCUAAAAACACUCACUUUUUUCCUUCUCUACUCAUAGAUAUCAUCAAAAAAAGACAAAAGCAGGUGCAGAAGGAUGUGCACGGUCCUCCUGUUUUUCUGCCUUUUCUCACCACAGCAGCUGCCUCCUGUCCCCUCUGCCGCCUCCAUCCCCACAUCUUCCUCACACACACACACACUGACACACCUGGGAGCUAUUUACUGUCUUUGCCACUCACCCAAGUUCGAAACCUGUGCCUCUUGAAACAUCCCUCCACCCAGGCAUCCCUUGAGCAGCCACCAUCACAAAACCACAUCCACUACAUUCCCCUGACCCCGCUCUUCCUCCCCUCUCCCUCCCACCUCUCAAAUUGCCAGAAUCCCCUCACUGGUGCCUCACAGCCUCCCCCUCCACCUCCUCUUCCUCCUCUUUGAAUCACAUCUACCAGCUCACCGUGUUUAUAAUUCAUCUUUUACGCCAUUGUCAGCGUCACACGUGGCAGAGAUCAUUUCUCUGCGCCGGACCGGCCACGUCUGCGCUAACUGAAGUCAUUUUCUCUGUCUCUUGUGUUUCUCACUCCACAAUAUGAGGUCAGAGGCCGUUCUGGCGUAUUAUGAUUCCAUUAAUUAUCCUGUAAAUUGCCCCAAACGUGAAAUAGAGCCAUUCAUCUGUGGUGGGAAAAAAAGCCUAAAGCCAGAGUUUUCUUGCGAGGAGGCAAAGCAGCACAAGUUGCUUCCGUAUGUCUAAACAAACCCAUCGUGCCCCAGCGCUGCAAUCUGACUCUGCCCAAUUCAAUUAUAAAGUGCAGUCCUCUUCACUUCCUGAACAGCGCCUCUUCUGCCAAUAUCAAUACGAUUAGCAGGAAAUUUCGCUCGUAGGAAAACAGGUUUGUCAGCGAGAAUUUGUCUGGGAAGCAUGCGGUUGUGAUUUGGGGCUCGGACAGUAUCACCGCGGGGGAAACGUUCUAAUUAUAACUCUCCAUUUUAUGAUAAUAUUCAUCUUUUAUUUUGGGCGUUUUUGUCUUUAUUAGAUAGGACAGAGACUCACAGCAAAGGGUCCAGGCCGGGACUCGAAUCAGCAACUGCUAGCCUCAAUAUGCUUGGAAACAGCUCUCCAAUAUUCAUCAAAGCGUACCUGACGUUACCUUAAUUACAUGUUUGCAAUCUUUUAUAAUUGUUAACAAAGAGAUGAACAAAUUAAAGAUCGAACGAUAUGUUUUUUUUUAGAGCCGAUACCAAUUAUAAGUAAUCGAGGAAACCGAUAACAUUUCGAACUGAUACCCAUUUGCAGUAAAAACGUAUAUUUUGGCCUCAUUUUGAAACACGUGCUUUUAUUUUGAAAUGAGAAAAGAACCUGAAGUAGCGCACAGCUAGCUCCGUAAGCUUCACUGAGAUCGAGGCGCACCUGUAGUGGUGAUGUUACCUGCUAGAUUGUUUCUUUGUUUUACUCAUAGACUGUAUAAACUAUUGACAACUUGGUUCUGCCUUCCACUAAUGUACAGAAAAGCUCUCGGUAAUUCCACGUUUUUUCUUCAUUUCCUGAAACCAACAUUGCGCAGUACCAUUGUACGCACUCCACCACUUGCGCAGUAGCAUUGUGCGCAUUCGGCGGGGAGUCGCCGAGAGUCGCUGUGAUGACGCUCGGGUGAAACAGCGUAUCCCCUGGGUGAGAUAUCAAUCUUUUUUUCAGUUACCAAGUCGGAAAAAAGCAAAAUCGGAGGCGGAAACAAGAUGGCUACAUCUACCAAAGUUAUUUUAGCGUUUGCCUUGUCCAAUAUAUACGCAAGGACAAGGCAAGCGCUAAAAUAACUUUGGUAGAUGUAGCCAUCUUGUUUCUGCCUCCGAUUUCGCUUUUUUUCCGACUUACUUACUGAAACACCAUUAUUGUAAAAAAUUAUUGUAAAAAUGCUGAAUAUCGGCCGAUAUUAUCAGCCGUGCCGAUUAUUGGUCGAUCCUUAGAACAAAUGCCAUAUUGUGGUUUUCAAUACAGGUGUCAGAUAAGAGAAUUAAUUUUGCUGCAAAGAAACAGUUAUUUCCUUUUCCACAGCUGACGCCACAAAGAGAAUCAGCUGACAUGAGACAUAAAUCACCAUUAAAGCAUGAUAAUAAUAUAGACUGAGAUAUAGAUGGACAUGGUGUUUUUUUCAAACAUACCAUCACAUGCCUUCAAUAUGUGAAAAAAUACUUGUUUGUUCAAGUUAAAUCUUAAAAACGAAGACUGUCCACAGUCUCCUCAAACACAACAAUGAGACCCUGAAGUCUGUCAGUCUUUGUCCCAUCUCUAAUGCUUAAAAAAACUCCAUUCAAACAGGAGUCAGUAAGGUGUAUGCGUGUGUUUGGAGAGAAAGCAGGCGUGUGUGUGGUCGGGGUCGGCGACCUCCCGGGGAACAGGAACUCAUCCGAGCUGCGGAGAAGCUCCAGACCCGACGAGGAAGUGAGCAGGAGUGACACACAUUGUUCGACUGUCUUCGGCACGCAUACGCAGGAGCUCCUAUAUUUAAACCUUCAAACUUUCACCAAGAAACAACCCAAAGAAUGUGCACGCACGCACACCUCACGUACACGUAUCUUGUGUAUCCCGAGGACAGCUGACACCUGGAUCAACAGCAGCUCUCAUCCCUGAGAGGAAAACAGACUCCGCUGCACAGAUUCAGAAAGAGUCUGUGUGAAUGUGUUGUCGGUGCGUGUGAGAGAGCGCUUUGACUAAAUAAAAUCUGACUCAAAUAAGAAUUUCCUUACAUUUUCUAGUCUUGAUGUCUGUGUUGUGUGCACGGCAACCUUAACCGCAUGCCCUCCUUUGCUUGGGGAUUUCUCAAUACUUGCUUACACAUUACAUUCAGCCUGUGACUCACCAGAACACUCUGUGUGUGUGUGUGUGUGUGUGUGUGUGUGUGUCAGACACAUGUUUUGGAAAUGUGGACAUCCAUUCCCCUUGGUUUAGAUAAACGACAUGUGGGCGAGCUGCAGGGUUGCAUAAAUUGGACUUAAAAGUUUCAUUUUCAUACAUGUGUAGUUUGAUUCCUCUGCAGAGCUGCACUCACUGUUUCACUUUCAUUCCCUUUUGUCAACUUUCACCCUUUUUUCUCUUAUCCUAAAGUUAUUUCAGAGAUGAGGCUGUAAAUCAUCUCACCAGCAGAGAUAGGAGCGUACAGAUGGAGCUGGACUCUCUCUCUCUAAAGCCUUCUGUUGCCAUCUAGUGGAGCCCUGCCUCCGGGUCCGAGAGUUAGACGUAACUGAGCCCAGUGUGGCCGAUGUAAACCCACUUCACCCCGGCCCUCACAAAGCCCACAGCUCUGUUUCCUCACCCUGGAAACAACGGGACAUUCUCUCAGCUGUGGGCCACGGCAGAGACGGAUCAGAACACAAAUAAAGAAAGAACGAGAGGGGCGAGGGAGGAUUGUUUGGUGUGAAAGCCCGCUGAGCUUAUUGAGGAAUGUGGAAUUAUGAAAAUGGAUUAUUUGAUUAUUUGAUAUCUGAAGUAUGUGUUUCUUUUUCCUCUGAGUUCAUUUCUCAUCCCUCGCCUCCCCUCUCCUCCCCCCUUCUUCUCCCGUGUUUCUUCACGUCUGUCAGACGGUGUCGGAGCCUCCGGCCUGGAGGGGGAUACCCGUCCGUCGGCCCUCAGCAGGCUCAGCCAUACAGCGUCUCUGAAGCGAGGGGGCAGCCUGCGAACGCCACGACCCAGCAGUGAGCGCCGCUGUUACAUUACACCCCAACCCCCACACUCCGCGGUGCUUCAGAGGGGCUUCCCUGCGUGAACCACACUCUGACUGUGUUGUUGUUUGUUUGUGUGUAACACUUUUUGAAAUGCACGGUGCUUACAGGAAUCUCUGUAUGUGCAGUCAUGCGUAAUCGCAGCAGAUCAUGUCUGCUCUAACUGGCAGAAGUACAGAAGGGGCACAAGUGGUUCCUGGAAGUCGUACAGUAACCUGCGCGUGCUGGUCUUUAUCUGCUGAUUGAAUAAUAAAAAUCUUUGAUAACUUUUGAGUAAAGCAGAGGUAUUUUGAUCCGUCUAUUUAUUACUCUUUGUGUUUGUGUGUCUUUGUUUCAGCCUGGGGCUUCGAAACUCCGCAGCAGGUGCAGUUUGUGGAGAAGCUGUCCGAUGUGGUGAUUGGUCAGCUGCCAAACUUCUGGAAGCUCUGGAUCUCUUACGUUAAUGGAAGUCUUUUUAGCGAGGUAAACGCCUCCGAAAGUUUAACAUCGAAUAAAAACAAUGUCAAGUUAAAACCAGGCUUUAUUUUGGCAGACGGUGUUUUCCCUCUUAUUUUAGAAGGUGUCACUGGGAUCAUUUGAUCUCCUCUGAGAGUCACUUUAUGGAGCGGGAGCAUGUAAAUGGAGGUUUUUGAAACACCAGAGGUUCGACUAAAAUUAAAGAGAGCAGAUUAAGAGUAGAAUAAAAAAAGACUAUAAAGAAUAAUAUCCAAUCCAAAUUUAUUUGUUGAGCACUUAAAAACAUCCACACAGGACCAAAGUGCUGUACAGGGUAAUAAAAGUAUCGGAAAUAAAGACACAACAUCUUACAUAGAACAUAAAAUUACAUAUAAAAACAGAUAAAAUAAUCUAAUAGGCAUUUAACAUGGGUAAAAUAAUAACUGCAAUAAAAGAAACAAUAAAAUCUAAUCAAGCCAACGUCUUACUAAGGAACAAAGGCCAAGGAGAAGAGGCCAGUCUGAUGUUUUCAGGGAGAUUCCAUAGUUUACAUAAUUAAACAGUUACUCUGAAUGAAUAAAUUAUACCGUAGAAAGAUAACAGAUAAAAUAAUGACACACCAAAAAGUCCGUUUGAAUGAUAAUACAAUGUAGGAAUAAGAUAUGAAUCACAAAAACAGACAAAAAAGGAAGUAAAUUUAGCAUAUUUACUCAAUCCUAGUUUUUUUUUUUUUUCAAUCUUUUUUCUUUGUCACAAAUUAAAAGAGUAAAAAACAAAACAUGUUUUCUCUCUCAUAUUUGCAUUAACCCCUCACAUUAUGCUCACAUGUUUCUGGUCCUUUGGUGACAGUUAAAAGUUUUGACUUUAACAUCAUCUUAUUUUGUAUGAGGAGAUUUUAAAGCUUUUUUUAUCCUUCCUAUGAACUUCUGAACUACAAAAAAGUCCCACAAACGUUAUUGUCAAAAUACUUUGAUGACUGAUUUCAGUUCACUGAUAAAAUCAAAAAUCACUUUUUCUCGUCUGUUUGUUUUUUUGUUUUUUUCCACAGACGGGAGAGAAAUCAGGGCAGGUGGAAAAAUCCAAGAAGAACGCCCGACAGAGACAGAACGACUUUAAAGUGAGACUGUUUACACCACAGCUGUAUUUUCAGAUUCCUACUCAAAACCACAAACUUUUCCUCCACUCAACCUGUUUUUUGUACAUUUCCUGUCGCCGUUAUAGAAAAUGAUCGAGGAGAUGACCAACCGGCUGGUGAAGCUGAUUCGCGGAGCUCUCCUCCCCACCACCCUGCCUAAGGGGGAGCUGAAUAUGUACGGAGGCUGGGAGAACAAGACGGAGCUGAGUGGGACCUGGCUCACACAAAUCAUCCACACCGUCAGGUUCUCACACUGAUUCUUUGAACACGUCGAUGAUUUCAUGGUUUCACGUUGAGAACAAACUCUCAAUCUCUCCUUUUUCUCUAUUUUGCUCCUCUAGAGGUUGUCACGACGCUCUGUCCGCUCUGGAGAUCCCUAAUGAUCUGCUGCAGGUGAUCCAGGAUCUGCUGCUGGAUUUGAGAGUUCACUGCCUCAUGGUGACUCUUCUGCACACCACAGAAGGUGAGCAGGAGCAGACAGAGAGAGUACAAGCAUGCAUGAAGUCAAUAUUUCCCUGAUAACAUCCCUAAAAGACGUGAAAUGAUGUUAUUUUCACUUCUGCUUCAUUCAAGAAAAUAAAAGACACAACAAUUGUGACUUUCAGGUUCUGGAAAGUCAGACCUCUGCACCUCGUCUUAUCACAAAGAGAAUCUUACUAAGAAAGUGUGAAACUUAACAGACCACUGUCGACAAAAGGUGUCAGAGUUUGAUUCCUGAGCUGAUUAUUCUUGUGGGUGAUGGUUAGCUGGUAUAGCUGUUAGUCAGGCUGUGUAGGAAAGCAGAAAAGUAGUUUCAGAGUUGCUGCACACUUUCUUUAAAUCAAAUUUAAUAAUACUUGUAGGAAAAGUGAGAGAUUUUGAUCGUAAGUUUGAGGAUAUUUUAACGAAUCUUGUGAGUCGCCUCAUUUUUUCCACUGACAACCAAACAUUCCCGGUGUUUUCCGUCUUGAAGCCACGUUUCCCCAGCCUCGUGCGCGCUCCUUUUUUUCUCUUUCUGUUUGUUGUUUAUGAAUGUGAGUAAAAAUACAGAAUUUGUCGAGAAAAAAUCCACAAAGAAAAGAAAAAAAUUCAGGUAACGCUGAAACACUGACACCCCUCAGACAUGCAACUAAAAUUCACGACCUCGGAUAAGACUCAUUUUUCUAAAACUUCACCAUCUCUCUUCGACCUCGUCCCAAAAAGCUUUGUUCACUCUGGUUUUCAUACAUACAUCAUACCAAUCAAGUUAAGUGUAACAGUCGGUGCAGGAGUGUUUGGAGCGUGUGUUAAACCAGGAGAUCUGCUGCAGUCAAAAGUCAAUAAACAGCAGAAACACACGUGUGUUUUUGGCGGGUUUCUGUCCUCAACCGUCAUUUUUUUACCUGACACAGCUUCCCUGAUAGUAAUGAAGAAAGUGUAAUGAGACUAAAACCAGACAGUCUCAGUUUCACUUGUGGUAAUCAUGGUCAUUUUGAGAAAAGUCGCUGGUUUUCACUGAACUUUCCCCACACUCACUCAGAUCAAUUUGUGGUCUUGAUAGUGAUAUUAUUUUAGAUGUUGUUGUGGUUUUCCUUCAGAAACCAACAUUUCUAUUCGCAUUUUUUUUUGCUUUCAAUGACUUUUUCUUCUUUGUUCUCUGAAAACAAUAAACUCAAGUAAACCUUUUUUCACUCUCAGAUGUGAAAAGACUCGCAGAGAAGGAGGACUGGGUCGUAGAUAAUGAAGGGAUCACCAGUCUGGUAAGGUUAUGAUGUUAUUGCAUCAGACAUGAAGAUAAACAGUCACCCACGCGUCACAUCUGCCCUGAAAGAUACGCAUCAAUGUCAGUGUGGUAUUUUAAAUGUGCAACUAAUAACUUUUUGUCUAGCGUGAGAAAAGAAAAGAACGAUCUUCACUGACAUUUCUGUUUCCAUGUAGUCAAAAACUUCCUCGAACCUUCAACAAAAUCAGAGAAAUGUUACCAGCUGACCUUCCAUGAUGCUGAUGACUUUUCUGAUCUCUGUUUUCGUCUCUGUCUUCUCCACAGCCUGCACAGUUUGAACAGUGCAUGGUCCAGAUGCUGCAGUCUCUCAAAGAGCCGCUGGAGAUCAAACCGGGAGAGAUAAACGUGAGCAAAAAGAGACAGAAGAGUUCCCAUAAAGAUCACAACGAUGAUGAUUAAAAGUUGUUUCCCUGCUUCAUUUAGGGUUCAUCACUGAACCAACAAAACAAUUAGAAAUAGUCAAAACUGAAAUUUCUUUAAAAUUCUGCAGCUGUACCUCAGAACAAAGUCCAGGGAUUGACACUAACUUUUUUCACAAGGAGCACAAAGAACUUUAGGGGAACAAUGAACCAACCAAAACAGUUUGGGAGGACAAAUUUGGGGACAAAAGAGGUGUGUCUUUUUGUCCGACCGUAGUGCUAUUAUUUGAAAUCAAUUUUGGGUCUUUUGGUCACAUGACAGUGAAGCUAUUGAAGGAAAACAGCCUUUUCUGAGAACAUCAACAGGUAAUUUAUUGACGGUCCCUUACUCAACACUCAAUGUUGACAGCGAGGGUGUCGAGUAGAUUUAACCGCGCUGCUGUUGUCAUUCCUGGUUAUGGAGAGUGAGAAGACACCGGUAGAUCCGCAGUGAAUGUCUGUCGAAUAUCCAGCCUGAAACUAACUUCACUGCCGUAUUUACAGGAAAAUAUAUCCAACCUAAAACUAACUUCACCGCCGUAUUUACAGGAAAAUAUAUCCAACCUGAAACUAACUUCACCGCCGUAUUUACAGGAAAAUAUAUCCAACCUAAAACUAACUUCACCGCCGUAUUUACAGGAAAAAAAACAUUUGUCGCCUCGGCUGAUUUUUCUGUGCACAUGUGCCUCUAAAAACAUUUUACAAUUCGCACGCAUCUAAUUUUAGUCACAAAUGCGAGUGAAACAGUCGCACCGUUGAGCCCUGUAGUCACAUUAAAGGAGCCUGUAGUAAGUUCAGCUGAUGCAAUAAACACAUAAACAUUCAAGCACUCCUUAUAGUUAAAGCUGUAAACACGCCGAUCAUGUGAUCAAUCGUCUUCUCCUGAUAGAGCGAUGGUGGACAAACUUCCUCCUUGUUUCUUCCUCAGGUGCUGCAGCUGGACCAGGUCCAGGACCAGGCUGCAGAGCUCAGUGUGGGCAUCAUGAAGGUAAAAACCAACAACACACAAAAAGCAUGGAAGCUCAGUUAAUGUUUCAAACAUUUUUAAAGUUCUGGAAAAUAAAAAAACAACACAGAUAAUAACCCCUCAAAUUAAUAAUGAUAACUUGAUUUCAUGCACGCAUAAGAAUGAAGUAUAGAUUAAAAACAUACGAAAAGAGAAAGAGAAGAAACCCUUAGGAAUCCAACAGGAUAAACUGAGACCAACAGAAAAAGAAGUAAGACGAAUAAAGUGAUUAAAAGAGAUUUUAAAACUUUGAAAAUAACUUUAAAAACUCUUUUAACAUGCUGCUGAAUGAUGGUGUUCGCCGUAAUCCUUCUUCUACAAGAGAGAUCUAUUAAAACAUUAAACCUUGUGACUUAUCAAGAGUCCCAAAGUCCUCCGCCUCCCUCUCCUCGGUGUGUCACAUGUAUGCACAUGUUUGAAGUUUUAGGCUCUUCGACCCGACGUGAAAACUUUCCCAGACCUCUGACCACCAAAAAAAACAGGGUGUUCUGGGUCCAAACUCACUCUCAUAGUGCCGGCAUGUAACAACCGCCGCUUAGAGCAUAUUUACCCCAAACUGUGCAGACUCAGCAGACCACACUGUUGUGUUCCCUCCGGCCACAACAAGUCCACACACCUCAUACUUUGGAUUUUUCGAUGGGCAGAGGUGCCAGCUCAAAGUCUAGAGAUUAUUUUUGAACGCAUGUUGUAAACACGGUGGCGGCUCGGGUUGUUGACGUGUCUCUGCUGGCUUUUCUUUUUCCGAGGCGACACCGACAUGCCAUCAUGUCAUUUUACCGACAUCUGAUUAUGUAGAUUAAAAGAGGGGAAACUUAAUGAUGUGAUUUAACCUGCGUGUCUGUUGGUUUCCCUCAGGUUUUCAUCAACUGUUUGGAGCAUCUGAGCACGAAAUCAGACGGAGAAAUGGAAACGUCUCUGUGAGUAUUUCGAUGACUCUCAGGUCUUUAAUCAGAGUGUGUGUAAGAGUGUAUUCAUAAAAUCUAAUCUCUCCUGUACGCAGGAACAUGUCUGUGGAUCUGUCUUCUCCGGAUCGGUUUUCUGGCGUUCAGGAGACCUUCAGUCCGACAUCCGUAAGCGUGGAGUUUUUGUUUUUUAUUUCCUUGAAACAGUUUGAGGUUCAUAUACCUGAAAUCCCACAUUUGGCUGCAGCCAGCGUCACCGAAGCGUGGGCUCCUCUGCACCACCGCCACACAAACAUGUGUGUCACUCAUUUAAAGCAGAAAGUGUUAUCAGGCUGUUUCCUGGUCGUGGACGUCCUCAUUUCCUGUAAACUGUUGAAGAUGCUAGAGAAGGAGGUUAAGUGCAGGGGAGGAAGAGGAGGACACAGAGGAGGAAGAGCAGGGCGUAGAGUGAUUCUGGUAAAGGGAAAUGGAGCGAGGUGCAGACGGGGUUUCCCCCUAACCCCGACCAGAAUACACUGUGCAGCUUUUCAGCAGACAGACAGACAGAGAGACGAGUGCGUGAAGCUGACCAGAGUGGAGUCUGCUUCCUUUCAUGAUGUUCACUCGAUCUUCUGAAGCUCCAAAACCAACAGAUACAAAUAAAAGAGUAUCUGAGUAACAGAACUGGGUAGAUGUCUGUAAACAGUGGCCGCCUGAAUGAUCUUAUCAAGAGUGACAAACAAACGGCUGCCGACAGUGAGAUCAUUUGUGGUCAUGAGAAUGUAGGCUAACUCUGUUUUUUUUCUAUCGUCUUGCCCAUCAGCGUUUGUGCGAUCAAAUUCACGUGAAGGCAUCUGUGUUUUUUUCUGAAGCUUGUUCUGCGGUUUGUGGUGCCUGUUACAGUGAAAAGGUUUUUAUAAAUGAGGACGUGGGGACAUUUGGUGAAGGGAAGUGAUGAUUUGACCAGCUGAGAGCUUCGGGUUAAUGUGAGGAGAUUAAAGGAAAGGAAGACGUGUUUUUCAGAGUGAAAAGUUUUCUGUUUCACAAAUAAAAAAGGAAAUAUAAAAGUGAACGGAUAAUUUUAACAACGAUAGAUGUCCUCUUUAGUGACGCAGAAGAAGUUGAAUGUUUGUUAAGUCUGGAGAACUGGUAAAUUAAGGUCGACUUUAUCGAUCCUGCAUAAGGGAAACUAUUUCAAGAAGACAAAAACAGCACGGAGACAUCAGAAAAACACACACUCAACACCAGGUACACAACAAACACAGUCAAGGCCAAUAAAACAUGAUUUAAAAAAGUGGUACAAUAAAAGAGAAGGACAUGAUUAGAUACAACAAAAGCCUGAUAAAGAUGAAGAAACACUAAAAUAAAUACCUCUACAAACCAUGCAGCAGUGCCAAGUCAGACCCUGGCAUGUACCGUAUUUUUCACACUAUAAGGCGCACUUCAAAUCCUGCAGCUACUGUAGCCACGCGAAGUUAUUGAAUGAGUUAAAUAAAGUUUGACUUAUCUGACUGUUUUGUUUGGCUUAUUCAUGUGCUCAUUCAGUGCACCUUUGUCAUGAGAGUAGACGCGUUCAUUGAUGGUGCACCUGAGAGUGCGAAAAACAUGGUGCUACUAAAAAAUCUCAGUGCUGCUGGAAGGAAAGACUUUCUCAGUCGUUCAGUGGAGCAACGAGGCAUCACAAGUCGUUCACUGAAAGAGCUUUAAAGACCGUUAAAAACACGGCGCAGCAGUUGAUCUUUGUAGCCCAGGAUCAAUUUUAAUUUAGACCUGGUCCUCCUCUUAACAAUGGCCUCUGGGACUAAGCCAAUAACUGAUCAGGCCCCAUUUUUGUUGUCAGAUGAUAUGCUGCCCCCCCUGUAAAGUACAGCAUAAAAAAAAGGACAGUAGCCAUGCUGACACUGACAGAUCUUAGCUUUCUGAGAAAGAGGAGUCGAGACUGAGUCUUCUUUAGUCAGGUUUUUUCUUUCCAGUUUAAUUGUCCAAAUGGACACCGAGGUAUUUGUAGGACUCAGCAAUUUCCAUCUGCUCGCCUUUUAUCGACAGGGGUAGGACCGAUUGUCAAAGUGAGGAUGAAUUUAGAAAGUGAAGUGUUGAUUGAAAAAUCGAAGACAUAAGAAACUGGGAGUUUGUUGCAAAACCUAAGAGCGCCAUGAGUCUUAAACCCAAGAGAUGAUAGUUCCAUGAAGUCAGUCAUUAGAUUAGGUUAGAUUAGAUUAGAUUCCUCAGGGAAAUUAGAAUUAAAAAAGCAUCAGUAUGUACAGAAAAGAACAGAAAUAAGCAAGAAAUAAAAAAAUCUGUUUAUUUAAAGAUAUAAUGAAAGUUCAGAUAAAUGAAGUAUUUACAUAUUAAAAGUAAGAUAUAAAGGUAUGGACAUUUGCACAUUACUGUUACUCUUGCUGCUCCUUCCCAUCUUCUGUCCUCCUGUUACUCCUCCUCCUCCUCCCCAGAGAAGAGUUGAACAGUCUGAUUGGAUGAGGGACCACAGAGUUUUUCAGUCUGUCACUGAACAGACUCCUCUGGUUGAUGGAAAAUCUUUUAAAAAGCCUGAAAAACUGUGUUCAAGUUUGUGAACUUUGCCUCAAAAUCUUUGAAAAGAAGACGACAGAGAAUCUCUUUAAUCAGUUUAUACUUCUGUGUUUCCUCUUCUGUGAUAUUGAUCUGACCUCUGAGUUUGUUUAAAGGCCAAGUUUGAGUUUCGAUCAGUUAAUAUAUGAUGAGUAUGAUCAAUGAUAAUCGUGUCUUUGUGUUUGCAGGAGCAGCGUCUCCUCAUCAUCCUCAGUAACUGCCAAUACCUGGAGAGACACACCUUCCUGAACCUGGCCGACCACUUUGAGAAACACGGCCUCACGGGCACAGAGAAGAUCACCCGGGUCAGUCCGACUCUUCUUCUUUGUUUCUCACCAUUUUAAAUAAGUACCUAAAAAACUCCUCUCUGCUGUCUCAUGCUGCUGAUGAGAAAUGUGGAGAGAUAGUAAAGGUCUGCUGCUCUCUUCUGAGCAGAGAUAUGACUCUGUAAAGGUCAUUGUCUUAGAAGCUCAGUUCCACAUUUUCACUCCUUUCUCUUCUUCUUCACACACACACAAACACAAAUGCACACAAUGACUAACAGCUGAAUCACAAAGCAAAGACAUGCGCGAUUGAUUUUCCUGUAAAAAACGAGUCACUUCCUCUGAAAGAUUAAUGAUGUUUUUUUUCUUCUGUUUAUUCACAGACGUUUUUUUCCCUCCACAGCAGAUCUGAGCCCACUUUAUUUAAAUAACAUGAGACGCUUUUGAAAAGGUCAUAAUCUUCUCAUGUAAAUGUGCAUGAUCACCUGUUCAUGAUACACCACUAUCUCAAAUGCUAUUGCCUGGAUUGCAGGACAGGAUUUAUAUUGUGAUAUAAUGUUGAGCCUCCUAAUCGAGCUCACUCUCAGACAGCGAUGUUUGAGUGUCGACAAGCAGAAGUGAAACACGCUCCUCUGCGUGUCUCAGUGUGACGUGUACGAUCUGCUAUGAUCUCGCUCCUGUUGUAUAGAGUUGAUAUCCAUUGGGAUGAGGUUUUGACCAAUCAGAGCCAAGAAUCAAACACAGCAGGGAGAAAAUUCUGAUUUCUAAACAAGUGAAUAACUUUAUUGGGACGCCCCACAUGCAGUAACAAACUUAAUUUGAUGCGUGUCCCUAAAAGGGAUGAUCUACAAAAAAAUAUCACAAUAAGAUCUGCCAUUCUAGGGAUAACGAUAAGUCCUGAUAAAAAAUAUUUUGAUUCCAAUCUAUAUUUUGACUAAUUCUGUCUUGAGAACACCAGUGGGAGUCGUCAAAUAAGAUACUUAACCACAAGUUUGAGUGGGAGGUUAUGGAGAAAACAAAUGACAUCACACAAGUCUCAAAUGUGAAAACCAGGCAUGUCCAAACUUCCGUACAAUACCGAUAUUGUAGCCUUCGUUAUCGGCCGAUCCAGAUAUUAAUAAAUACUGAUAUACAAAAAAUACUGCGACACAGCCGACAUCACUCCUACUCCUCUCUAUUUUGUUUGUACCGUAGUACACACUAUUGUUGUGAUCACGUGGGCUCUGAGGGGUUGGACUGGAGUCUGAAAUGGACCGCUUGUAUCGGAGUGCUGAUAUCGGGGAUUUUAGAUGCACUCCGAUAUAAUCCAAUGUUUUUUGGCUGAUAUUGGACCGAUAUCUGAUAUUAAUAUUGUAUUUGGACAGCCCCAGUGGAAACACUUUCAACAUUUGUUAAAAACUCUUGCUGCACAGAGUUAACAGCAGCAGAUCCACUCUGAUGUCAGGCAGACCUGAUCACACUCAUCAUCUAAACCCCGAUCUUAAAGGAAAUCCCUCAUGUGGAGCCUCGUUCACUAACCAGAUGCUCAGAAACGUCUUCUUCACCACCUUCGGCCAUGUUUGUUUGUUAUUCUGCUACGGCUGCGAGUCCGUCCCUCGCAUUUAUGUCAUCGUAUUUAUCAUGAGAUAGCAAAUAUUUAUCAUUGAGGAUUUUUCUGACGAUAUAUCGUGGAUGAUAAUUUAUCGCCCUUUUCUCGUCCCUUCUCGCACUCCCCACUCUGUUUCCUGUCGCAUCAAAAAUAUUAGAAAAACUCUGAAAUGUGUCAAACGUAGCGCCUGGUUUUCACGCUCACCCUGACAAAAUUCUAGUCCACAGUUUCAUCCGCUCACAACUCAAACCCAGCGAUGAAACAAUCAGAUAUUGUUGAUCAGACUCUCAGGCCACUCCUCAAGAACAUGAAACAUCUUCAUGAAAACGUUGAAAAACAAGAUAAACGAGAAAGUGAUCGCAUUAGUUGACUCAUAACGGCGAAGCUGUGACGCCGUAUGUCCUAAAAAAUGCACUUCCUCUUUCAGUAAAAGAACACGCUUAUUCUUAUAACUGCUAUGAUGAUCGACCUAAUCUGCACUUUGAGAUCGUUGUGUUAUUUCUGAUGAUUGAUUUUUAUCUGGAAUUGAUGCAAAGAGAAAGUAUGACUGUUUCACAUCAAUCGUCGUCACGGCGGAUGUUUUGAUUCCAACAAUUAAAAAAAUGCAGUUUAAGGUGACACUCUGAGUGAACUUUAGGUGUGAGGGUGAAUACAUGAACGUAGGAGGUGUGAGAGUGUGAGUGUUUACUCUGUUGACAUCAUGUGUCCUUCACCUUGUCAGGUGAGUGUGGACGCCGUGCGAGAGCUGGACAGGAAACUGUUUGACGCUUACAUCGAGCGACGGGCGGACCCCAUCGCCGGAUCCCUGGAGCCCGGCAUCUACGCCGGAUACUUCGACUGGAGGGACUGUCAAACACCGACAGGUACUGCAGUGAGCAUGCUCAGUUUAAAGCUCCAUCAACUGACCCCAGUGAUAUUAGAAAUCCACCCUGACAGUCCUGACAGUGGGAGUGGACUCGUCAGGUCUGAUCUGUGUUGUUGUGGUUUUCUGUCUUUGAUGACUUACUGUAAACACCGCAGAGAUCGUGUCAUCAGUCCCACCUGAACACACUGGCCUUUGUGUGUCUGUGAAGCUGUGGGUGUGCAGCUGCAGCCUCAUCUUUGCACGUGUGUAAAGUUUAAACUUUUUUGCUCACCAGAUGCAAACCCAGGUGAAAGUAGCAUUUGUAUGUGUGUGUGUGUGGUUUACCUUUGAACAGGAUGUGAAGCAACAUAGCAGAGAGUGUGUGUUUGUGUGUGUGUGUGUGUGUGUGUGAGAAUGCUGGGUAAGUCUCCAGAUGGUCACCAGCUCUUUUACCCGCUGCACAAAAACUGUGUGUUUAUCUAAAGCUGCUCUGUUGCUGCGAGUUUGUGUGUCGGAGCUGCAUGUGAAACAGGAACACUUUGGACACUCAGCCCACAGAUCCAGGAUCUGAUACUUUCACUUGUUGUACUUUUUGUUGGUGUGUGGGCGCUGCAAGGCAUUAAAGAUCCACUUUCACUACUUUCACUCUGUUGUCUCUGGUUUCACGUUUGAGUUUGUUUAAUCUUAAACUUCCUGCUGAUGCACAAACUUCUGUUUCUUCUCUCGUCGACCAAAAACGUUUCUUUAAAGUGAUUUCAGAACACAACUACACUCACAACUACACAUACAGGGUGUCAGAUGGAGUUUCAGUCGUCAUUAACUGAUGCAUCCUGAGUUGUUGUACAUUAAUUCUGCUCAGUGCAGCGCUUUAAGAUUGUGGAUGAUAUUGCAAAUUCAAAUGGAUGUAUGGUUUAUUUUAUCAGUCUUCUUGCUUUGUUAUGAAGAAUCCUGCAAAGUUUGAAACCUGCAAACAUGAAGUGAAUAUAUUUAGAUGUUGAAAAUACGAAGAGGAGGGAGGUGAUGAACCAGACGUCCACCUGAGACUCACUGGAGCUGCAGCACUGCAGUAUCAGGAGCUGUCCGUCUAUGAUCUGAUCACCCAGGAGUGAAUGACCCUCAGUGACCUUAAACCGUCUCUCCGUCUUUAGGAAAGCGUGCUGACAUCAUCAGGUCAUAAAGACUCAUGGGAAAGAUCACAAGUAUGAAGUGAUUUGAUGUAGAAACUGUGGCCUUCAGUCUCGAUUAAUGCAGAAGUGCUAAAACUGCAGUUCCUCAAGUGUCUCGAGAACAAAACUGGACGUGUUUACAGCCUCUUACAAGAAUCAUCAACCGGAUAGAUUUGAAGAUAGAUUUACCGAUACCAAAAUUUACGUAAGAUUUUAUCAAUAUCAAUGCCUUAAUCGAUUCUACUUAUUGAUUCAAUUCUUUAACGAUUCCCUUAUCAAUGCCUUUCUUUGAUUUAAAAACAAAGUCGACAAUUUCACCGUAAACUCAACAUUUUAUUGAGUCUCUGAUGACAGAAAAAGAUGUAUGCCACCUUCACUGAGCGUUUCUGGCAUGCAUUGUGUUUAUGUUAACACAGGACAUAUGUUAGGGUGACCAUAUUUUGAACUCUCGACAAGAAGAAACUACUACGCAGGGUGUGUAGUAGUUGUGUGCCGAGUUUUGAGGGUUUUUUUGUUUCGGGUCAAAUGUUUUUUAUGCGCUUCUAACUCAGUAAAACGAAUAUUCUGAAUUCCCAAAGACAGUGCAUGCCGGCGUCGUGUGAGUGGCUCAGCUUAAAAUUGAGCUGAGGGGCGGAGCUGCAGAGAGCCCUGAUGCGCUGCACUGUUUUCUGAAUGAAUACACGUUCUUGACAUUUAAAGGAUUUUAUAAACUCCCCCUGGACAGCCCCCCAAAAGAGGACAUGUCUGGGUAAAUGAGGAUGUAUCACCCUAUCAUACGUACCUUCCAUGCCGUGCUGAGACGGAGCAGCAGCGGCGGAGAGCAUUGAAUACAUGUGACUCCUUAUAUAUGAUGCCGUGCUCUGUUGACAAAUGUUUAAGCUGGUGUUUCCACCUUUGCAUGUUGCUCUAGAAGCGUUGCACUGUUGUCGUCUUUCUUAGUAAAAUGAAGCCUCGCUUUAGAUCUUUUCUGCCUACUUUUUUUUCUCUCUCUGUUCCCGUUCACUUAGACUGGCACUCGCAAGACCGUUUUUCAAGGUACCCAGAAGAAAGGAAUCGUUAAGAUAAAAUGUAAAUGAUGACGAUGGAUUGAAUCAUUUGGAACCGGUUCUCAACAAGAACGGGUUCUCGAUUCCCAUCCCUAAAUUUACGACAACAACCGACGUCAUUUUACCCACAUCAGUAUAUUCAGUGUCACAAAAAUCAAUAAACCAAAGUUGUUUUUGGAUGUGUGUAGGUAGGCUAUAGUCUCAUGUCCCUUUAAGACGCUGUCCUACAUCAGAGACGUGACUCCACCCCAUCCAGUCUGUAACAAAGAGGGAAAGACAGGUGAGGAGAUGGAGGACGGAGAGAAAGUUGGAGCGGCUGAAGUAGACGAAGUUAAUGUGGGAGGGGGUGAGCAGCUUGUGGAGGAGUUAUCGUCCAUUAAUCGUUAAUGAACUGAUCAAUAUAUUGUGAUAUUGAUUUGAGGCCAUAUCACCCAGCCCUGUUAUGGCUGCAGAUGUUGCUGCUGGUUAGGACACACUGUAUCUGUAAGUGAGGAGGACAGAGGUCCACCCUGACUCACCUCUCUGCCGUUGUCAGAUUCCAACUGCUCCCUCAGAAAGUUGACAUCACUGAGACUUCGACCACGUUUCAUCCAGCCCCCUGAUCUAACCCCAGUUUAACAGCUCUGUGAAGUUUGUGACUAACGUGUCAAACAGCGCUCAUGAAUCAAAAGGAAAGAAUAAUAUUGGUAAGAGAGUCUCAGAGGGUCGAACAAUAAGGUGAUUUUAUGCCGCUCUGGCUGUUCCUGUUGAGGUUCUUCAGGUUUGGGAACUUGGUUAGAAACCUUUCACACACUGGGCCCAGAAUCCAGGUAGUUUCUGCAUCAGUGUUUAUGAACUCUUCAUGUCUUUCUGCAGCGUGAUCAGGAUUCAUUUGUAUUUUAUCUCCUCAUUAUCAUCCAGACCUUUAAUCUGGAUUUUUACGGUUUGUUGUGCAUCUUCUCCCUCAGGUGUGAGGAACUACCUGAAGGAAGCUCUGGUCAACAUCAUCGCCGUUCACGCCGAGGUAAAACAAAAUCAAAAACCUCAAUAAUUGACCUUUUUCCCCCAAACUGUGCCUUAAUUAACGUCUCUUCCUGUCGUCUCCUCAGGUCUUCACCGUCUCGAAGGACCUGGUUCCUCGAAUUCUUUCCCGAAUCGUCGAGUCGGUCGCAGAUGAAAUGUGUCGCCUGAUGCAGUGCGUGUCCUCCUUCAGCAAAAACGGCGCCCUGCAGGUACACACUGAUGACUACACACCGACAUCACACACUCAUAGCGAGACCCUGACUCAGAACGACCCCACACCAGUCUCAGGGGUUUUACCUUUCAUUUCUGAUAACGCCGUAUUUCUGCUCAAUCUGCUGACAGUCGAUCAAGUCGAGUCGAUCUCACCCUCUUUUUUCUUUUUUACCCGCCUCAGGCUCGACUUGAACUUUGUGCCCUGAGGGACGCCAUAGCUGCGUACCUGAACGCUGAAAGCAAGUGAGUGCAGCACACACACACACACACACAGGAACUCUCCGAGUGUAUAUACCCAGUGAUUUACGACUGCGAGUGUCACAAACAUGAAUCUUAACAGUCGCACAUCCCUCACUACGAUCCCUAUUUAUGUUACUUGGUGGUUCUGGAAAGGAAGUGAAAGUAAUCUGGUUCUGCUGCGUGUGUGUGUGUGUUUGGUGUGUGUGUGUGUGUGUGCGCUGUGGUAUCUGUGUUAGUGUGUGUGCGUUUGUGUCAAGAGGUCAGUGUGGAGGCCUUGUAGAUGCACACACACACACACACACACUUGUUUUCCAGUGUUAAUAAAUGUGUUUUUGUCGUCACUGUCGUCUUCUUUUGCAGCGCCAGCUUCAAACUGGCCCUCGAGGGUCUUCCUCAGCUGCACAGCGGAGCCGAUAAAAAGUGAGUGAUUAAAACUGAUCACAGAUCCAGAUAGAAACCUGUUCUAGUCAGUUUACACUUUUUGACCCUUUAACCCAUGAAGACCUGAACCCUGUCUGAGACUCGCCUCUGAAAUCCUGAGGGCCGUUUUGAGAAGGGCCCCCAGAUCCUGAGGUUUUCUGAAGUGUUGAGGUUUACAAAAAAGCUGAAAUCUCAGCCUCUGUAGCAGGUAGAAACACAAUUCAAAAAGAAUUUGAGAGCUUACACAUGUGGCCUUCAAGAUAACUUUCUUUUAUCCAUCCGAAUUUAUCACAUUGUUGAGCAAACAAACUCAAAUGAAAUAAAGCAGCAAAACAAAUUAGCUUUCUGUAAAACAAGUGGCAGUCAUGAUAAAGUGUCCGUUCAAUACAAAUGUAAAUAUAAAAAAUAAGGUGUUGAAAGGGUAAACAGCUGCCCCAGUAUAGUGCCAGAACUAAAAACUAAAAAAUAAAUAAGUGUCUGACAGUGUGUUCAUCUCUGUGCUCACCCGAAGUCAUGCAACACUCACAGAAAACGUGGACAGUGUGAGCCAAAGACCUCAGUAUGAAGAGGUUGUUCACACUGUUUACAGUCAUAGACUGGAGGUCCACCAGCUCUUCUUCUUCUUCUUCGUCAUUGUCCAGAAACAUUCCUCUCAUCCACAAAUCCUGAAGGUUCUCAACGUCUUCAUUUCUUUCAAUAUCACAACCUUCACUACGGCUGGACGCUUCGUCUCCAAAACUGCUCUCUGCCUCCGUCUUUGUUUACUUAACUCACGAAGCACGUAGCAACAUCCGAUCACUUCAGCUUUAUUAGCCUAUCAGAGGCAGACGGGUAUGAUGAUUUGAUUCGCCACGACUGCAGAAAUGAUUGAAAAACUACAGAAUGUUACAAAAGGAUGUAUCCGCACUCAUGGCUUAAAGGGUAGAAACACGCAGCAGCACCGCCAGCUUGGAAGGUUGAAAUGUGUACAAGCUGUCCCGGUUUAAACGGGUUAAAACCACCUCUGAUCUGACUCUCCCCCUUCUUCCUCUCUUCCUCUCUUUCUUUCUUUCUUCCUCUCUUUCUUUCUUUGUUUCGUUCUUUCUUUCUUUCAUGGGUUGUACACGCUGUGGGGGAACUGUGUUGGACUUCCCCAAAACGUUCAGCUCUGAAGGUUUGAGAGUGAGGGUGAAGAGUCCAGGAGAGGGGACAGGGACAAGGGUAGCAGAUCCUGAAGGGGAGCCUCGGUUCAGUCAGGACCUCUUUUACUUGAAUAGUUCCGUUUGGUGGUGGUGGUGGUGGUGGAGCCAAAAUCUGUGUUUGAAAAGGAUUUCUUUCUUGUUGAGUUUAAUCAGUUUAAUCCCAAAGCAAACUGCAGGGAGAGCAGCAGCAAAGAGCUCCAGGGUGCAGACAGAGGUUUGCAUCAGUCUGUAGGUUUGUAGGUUAUUGAAGCUGUCAGUUCAUCACUGUUUGGCCUGUGCAUGUGCAGAGCGCUCAGUGAGAAUCCCCCUGAGUCGCAGACCUCUUCAUCUCACGUUUGUUCUCUCCUGCAGGUUGUUGGAGGAGCUGCUGAACAAGUUCAAGAGCAGCAUGCAGCUGCAGCUCACCUGUUUCCAGCCGUCGUGUGUCCAGCCUAUAAAGAGAUAAACUCACUCUCCUGUUUCUACAACUCUGUUCCUUAUUCACGUGCAAUCGACUUCUGAACCUUUCCUCUUAUCUCUGUAAUCUUCACCCUUUCAUCGUCACAUUUCAAUUUCUGCUUCACUGACUCGGACACUAAUGUUUCUGUCUAAUCUCGAUGGCACUAAAUGAGUCGAUUUCAUUGUGGAGGACAGUCCCAGUCAUGUUGGUUAUGCUAAUCUCACACAGUCACUCAUGCAGCUAAGAAGCAGAUAAAAAACGGCUAACAGGCGGUUCAGGGUCAGGAUCGUGUCUCUGCUGAUAGACGUCCCGAUUUAAUGAUGAUUUUUUAGUUAUGUGCCAUCUCUUACACCCAAUAAAUUAUGUAAAAGACAGACUGUAUGUUUGAUUUUUAACUUCUCUUUCAGACUUUUCGGCAGUUCACAGAAAUUAAUUAACAAGUCGAGCAAACAGCCUGCAAGGAACCGAAAGAUCUCUAUUUGGAGAAACGGUCUGCAUCUCUCCAAGAAGCAAAACAAAUUCCAAAACAAACGCGACAACCGAAACCUGCUGCAACCGAAAAGC